AUGACAUCCAAGUCGUCCAGGCUGGGCAGACCCUCAUCGGCAGGGUCCAAGCAGCCCUCUCAGAGAAAGGAUUGCCCGGCGGGUAACCGCUCCUGUAUGCUGCGGGUCGGGGAGAGGCUGAUGAGGGCUGGGAGUGAGGGGAACCUACAUGUAGUGCGACCCAAACCUGUCCAGCAGACACCCCUGGAGGAGGGACACCAACAGUCCGGCUCCAUCACAGCCAAAGGUAGGAACUCUCAAAGUUUCUAAGCUUAUAGUCUAAGGCACUUACUACUGUACUGCAAGCCUUUAGUGGUAAUUUACUUACUCAUUGUUUUCUGAUGAUGUACUGUAUUAGACAUAGGAUAUUGUAUUGACAUUGUGUCAAAAUUUCACUGCACCACAAGAAUAGAUCUGAUGAUGUACAGUGUUACAGUGCUACUGUAGCCAACAGUACAUGCCUCUGUGCAUCAGUCAUGAUCACCCCAUCAACACUCUCACACUCUCACACUCUCUCUAUCGCCCUCCCCCACACGCUGACACACACACACACACAGACACACACACACGCACACGCACACACAGAGAUACACAUUUACCUUACAGUAUGUGGAGGGCUUAGAUCACCCUGUCAGAGGGCUAUUUUGUAUUGUCAUGCAUUCCUGGGUGAAGCACAUGAGUCUGGCCACAUUGUUCUGCCUAGCCCCCUCAGCGGCCAGUGGAUUAAGCCCUGGGGUCAACCCUUUUAGCUCUCAUUGUGCUGAUUAGUUACAUUCCACCUCUUAUCAUCACAUUCCCUUUCAGUAAAGUUGAGUUAAUCUCCUGCCCCGGUUCAAAAGCAACUGCUGCUGCAGACCGUCUGAUUGCAAAUUGUACCGUUUUGAAUUUAACUUUGCCAACUCUGCAGCUGGAAUCAGUCGCACAGAGAAAAAACAUUUCUCACUCUAUCCAGGGUACAAAUGAGGCUGUGAGUGAACUCAGGUUCCCUCUAGGUUUAAUAUAUAAUCGAGCUGAUAAACAAUGGCUGCGAUACAUGAACUAUAACUAACAGAUGACAUUUCCUGUGGCUGUCUAUCUAUUGCCAGCUACUGCCAUUGGCAGACUACACCAUGUAUUCGGAGAAAGAUCUGAACACUAAUCCUCUGCUCUCCUCUCAGGACAUGAUACAAGACUUCCGCUAAACUACCCUUUAACCAGCCUAUUUUUUAAAUGUCUUCCCUUUCUCCAAAUAUCGUGACAAACUCGUAUUUCUCACACUGAGCCCUCAGCUUAAAAUCCUCUCACACUUGCUGUCACAUGCAAGUGACAUACAGUAGACUUAAAAUAGAAUAGAAUAGUACUGAACCUGGUCUUCUAUCGUGAGUGAUAGUAGUUUUGCAAUUUAGUUGGGAGUAAAUAACCUGUUGAGUUUUAGUGUGUAUGAUUUAUCAUGAGGGCCAUCCCAGCCAUCUGUUGUUUAUUGUGUUUUAAUUAGUAUUGUCAAUUCUAAUAUUCAAAUGUAAGUUGUAGCUACUCACAGUUCAGCAUGUUGCUGUAUAUUUACUUGGUCAUAUAAUAAUCAUACCAUUUCCACUUUUAAUCUAAAUCUUUUGGCACAUCACAAAGCCUGGCAGUGGACACAGUCUGGUGGCAUUAUCAGUGCAAUUCAAGCAUACAGUUGAAAUCGGAAGUUUACAUACACUUAGGUUGGAGUCAUUAAAACUCGUUUUUCAACCACUCCACAAAUGUCUUGUUAACAAACUAUCGUUUUGGCAAGUCGGUUAGGACAUCUACUUUGUGCAUGACACAAGUAAUGUUUCCAACAAUUGUUUACAGACAGAUUAUUUCACUUAUAAUUCACUGUAUCACAAUUCCAGUGGGUCAGAAGUUUACAUACACUAAGUUGACUGUGCCUUUAAACAGCUUGGAAAAUUCCAGAAAAUUAUGUAAUGGCUUUAGAAACUUCUGAUAGGCUAAUUGACAUAAUUUGAGUCAAUUGGAGGUGUACCUGUGGAUGUAUUGCAAGGCCUACCUUCAAACUCAGUGCCUCUUUGCUUGACAUCAUGGGAAAAUCAAAAGAAAUCAGCCAAGACCUCAGAUUUUUUUUUUUGGACCUCCACAAGUCUGGUUCAUCCUUGGGAGCAAUUUCCAAACGCCUGAAGGUACCACGUUCAUCUGUACAAACAAUAGUACGCAAGUACAAACACCAUGGGACCACGCAGCCGUCAUACCGCUCAGGAAGGAGACACGUUCUGUCUCCUAGAGAUUAACGUACUUUGGUGCAAAACGUCUAAAUCAAUCCCAGAACAACAGCAAAGUGUGGUCCUCUGUAGCUCAACUGGUAGAGCACGGCGCUUGUAACGCCAAGGUAGUGGGUUCGAUCCCCAGGACCACCCAUACACAAAAAUGUAUGCACGCAUGACUGUAAGUCGCUUUGGAUAAAAGCGUCUGCUAAAUGGCAUAUUAUAUUAUUAUUAUUAUUAUUAUUAUUAUUAUAGCAAAGGACCUUGUGAAGAUGCUGGAGGAAACAGGUACAAAAGUAUCUAUAUCCACAGUAAAACGAGUCCUAUAUCGCAUUACCUGAAAGGCCGCUCAGCAAGGAAGAUGCCACUUCUCCAAAACCACCAUAAAAAAGCCAGACUACGGUUUGCAACUGCACAUGGGGACAAAGAUGGUACUUUUUGGAGAAAUGUCCUUUGGUCUGAUGAAACAAAAAUAGAACUGUUUGGCCAUAAUGACCAUCGUUAUGUUUGGAGGAAAAAGGGGGUUGCUUGCAAGCCGAAGAACACCAUCCCAACCGUGAAUCACAGGGGUGGCAGCAUCAUGCUGUGUGGGUGCUUUGCUGCAGGAGGGACUGGUGCACUUCACAAAAUAGAUGGCAUCACGAGGAAGGAAAAUUAUGUGGAUAUAUUGAAGCAACAUCUCAAGACAUCAGUCAGGAAGUUAAAGCUUGGUCGCAAAUGGGUCUUCCAAAUGGACAAUGACCCGAAGCAUACUUCCAAAGUUGUGGCAAAAUGGCUUAAAGACAACAAAGUCAAGGUAUUGGAGUGGCCAUCACAAAGCCCUGACCUCAAUCCUAUAGAAAAUUUGUGGGCACAACUGAAAAAGCGUGUGCGAGCAAGGAGGCCUACAAACCUGACUCAGUUACACCAGCUCUGUCAGGAGGAAUGGGCCAAAAUUCACCCAACUUAUUGUGGAAGGCUACCCGAAACGUUUGACCCAAGUUAAACAAUUUAAAGGCAAUGCUACCAAAUACUAAUUGAGUGUAUGUAAACUUCUGACCCACUGGGAAUGUGAUGAAAUAAAUAAAAGCUGAAAUAAAUCCUUCUCUCUAGUAUUAUUCUGACAUUUCACAUUCUUAAAAUAAAGUGGUGAUCCUAACUGACCUAAGACAGGGAAUUUUUACUAGGAUUAAAUGUCAGGAAUUGUGAAAAACCGAGUUUAAAUGUAUUUGGCUAAAGUGUAUGUAAACUUCCAACUUCAACUGUAUGUUUCGGUUUUUGUAUAUAUAAUUUUCGUCAAUCUCUAAGCUGCAAGAUCAUCCAAAACUGUAGUAUUAACCUAAUGAGUCCCACCAUAAUGAUGUCGCAUUUUGUACCUUCUAACCCCUUUUAAACAUUGUCUGUUUAAGCUACAGACCAUUGGACCAUUGGAUUCAUGUAUUUCUUCUGUAUCCGUAGAUACCAACCAUUAGCCUGUGUGAUUAACAGGGGCUGAGCUACAGCAGUGUUUGUGAGACAAGGACGAAUCCCGACGGGGCCCGGGCCCGGGCCCGGGUAUUUUUACAAAAUCGUCUGUAGAGUCCAAAUGGUUUGAGCUACAAACUAUUAAAAGCUAUCUAUGAAAGGCUGAUAAUCUCACAAACAUGCACAUGUUUUGCUCUAUGACUCUCACAAGGUACACAAGAGUCGUUAGAAGGUAAGGGGUUCUUCUACAUAGAAGAUCAUAGGAAAUCACAGGACACAGUGUCUAUAAUACUGUAAUAAGCUCACAUAGUUGCUAUCACAAACUCCAAACUCCACACAGUUAUCACUGAGUAGUUAGAUAUUAAUUUCCCAUUGAGCAAACAACUUCUGUACUUACAGCAUUCAUAUAAAUUAAGGUUUUUACAGCAUUCAUAUAAAUCAGGUUUUUGCUUUGGCAGACCUUAGUUUUUAUUGACAUUUGUCAAUGAAUGAAUGUAACUGUUUAUGUCAAAUUGUUUUCUGUUCUACUUUUCAACCCCUGGUUGUCCUGAAAAUAAAACUUGUAAAACACUUUAUUGAGAGGCUAAAUAUAAGGGCGGGACAUGCAGAUAAAUGAAAAGCCAAUUUGUUGAUGGGGUCUUGGGACUGAUAGGGUUAAAGCAAAGACAGAUCUCAACAGGCUUUCUCAGGUUUCAGCUUCAAAGUGGAUGCCUGUUUUUUAGAUAAAGAUACUGGUAUCUUUAUCAACACCUUGUUUCCAAAGAUAGAGAUGGGUUUCUGAACAAGUGUUGGCAGGUUUUAAAGUUUAUGCUUUUACACAUCAAUAUUCAGUAGAUUAAACUAAUCUAAUGGAUUUAUUAUCAGAAUAAUUAUCCACUGAAAUGUACAAACCUCUUGUGAAAUGUAACCCAAGUGCUCUGUCAAUUGCUACAUGAAGACUGUUUGUCAUGAUGUGGAGAAGAAAUUGAUUUAGGAUGUGAAUUAUAUUUUUGUUUUCAUUACAUUGUAUCCCUUAUUGCAAAAAAAAAACCUUAUAUGUGCCUUAUUGGACCUAACAGACCUUUUUCGUUUUGACCAAGUCACUUCAUUUUCAGUUACCUAACCCUUGUGAGUGUGCUUCCAGAAGUGCUCAUGUGAUCUGUUAAUUAUGGCAAUCCCUGUGUCAUCUCAGGCAGCAGCCUAGCUCACAGACCCUGAUUCUGAUUUGCUCUGACUGCUGCGUGAUUUCAGAUCAGACGGAAGUCUGCACGGUCACGUCUGUUCCAACCCCCACCUCCCACCUCUACAGCCUCUACACUACAGCCCUAAUGAAAUGUAUUUUUUAUAGCCACAGCAGUGAUGCAUGCUUUCAUGAACUCAACACAACAUCUGAAACAGCUGCUCAGUAGAUUUAGACAUUAUUUUGAUCCCUUGUUGAGAAUGAUUUAGGCGAUACUGGCGUGACAUGGCUAUUUAUGUGGCUUUGGUUUAGUCUCGGGAUGAGAUGCAUACAGAUGACAUCAUCGAGGCCAGUGUUCUCAUAAACAAUAGAAAUUCCUGUUCUCCCAUUUGGAAAACCAUCCCUAAUUCUCCAAAUUACCCCCUUAUAACUGGAACUGUGCCCCCUCUCUUCCAAGUUUAUGAUUGACUCAGAUUGACUUACAGUAGCUACCCAGAUACCCUGCAAAUAUUUACUUUAAAAGAACCCUUUAAAAUGAAAGUUUUCAUUGGCAUUUGUUUUUCUUCCCUCUGGUAGAUUCACAGGCAAAUAGAGGAGCGUACAUACAGCCUUUCAUUAUCUGUAGCUGUAUGUUAUUAUGGCUAAUAGAGCCAUCCAGGCAAAACAUUUUUAAUACAAAUCCUGGAUGCCCCUCUCUCUUGGUGUCCAUAACCUGUUACAGUAAGUAUGUAAGGACAUUAAUGUUCCAUGAUUUUAUUGUUGUAACGUUUUGUUGCACACCACAUGCUUGACAGCCCCCACCAAGACAGUUAUUAAAAACUCUCCCCCGCAUACUAGUGCUGGGAGCAUAAUGUGAGAUGUAAGUCAUGCAAAAAGGAUGAACAAGCUAGGGAGAGAAGAAGUAAGCACAUUCUGUAUAAACGGAUUAGCGCGUACCCUAAAGCCAUGUUUGUUCAAGUUCACACGAGGUUACUGAAACUAUUGUAAUUCAAAUGUAUUUACCUAGUCUUAGUGAUAGCAUGCCAAAUUACCUAAGAAGAAAAUGUGUUUGGAAAUUGUGGUUGGCAAAGUUAAUAACAGCUGAUAAUGAGCAUAAUAGGGUAUGUAUUAUUAGUAUUAAACUGUAAAGGAUCAGUUCAGACUUCUAUGCUAUUUAUAAUAUGCUACCCUGAACCAAGCAACAGGUUGAUGUCAUGUGAUGUCACGGCCUGACCUAUGGAACUCUUGUUUGUUGAGUCAGGGUGUGAAUGUCUAUUUGAGAUCUAUGUUAGUCUAUUUCUAUGUUGCAGAUCUAGGUUGAUCUUUCUAUGUUUGGCCGGGUGUGAUUCCCAAUCAGAGGCAGCUGUCGCUCGUUGUCUCUGAUUGAGGAUCAUACUUAAGUAGCCUGGCUGCCUACCUUAGUUGUGGGAUCUUGUUCGGUUUAGGCUUGUAUGUGUAUAGCCAGAGGACUUCACGUUACGGUGUUUCUUGUUUUGUUGUAUGUUUAUUUAGUUAAUAAACAUGUACGCUUUUCACGCUGCACCUUGGUCUGACCCGUCUCUCAACGAUCGUGAUGUGAGGCAUCUAUUAUUGUGAAAGUCUGUGUUUAUUAGGUGUUAUAUUGCUACAGUAUGCCAACAGUGUUAUACUGUAUAUAGAAGGCUAUAGGCUAUAUCAGGCAGCACAUCAAUUCCAUCCUCUCAACAUCUUUGAAAACUGACUGAAGGUUCAAUCAAGUAAAUUACAUUGAACACAUGUUUUGAUUUAAAGCGGGUGUGGUGUACCUCCCCAUAUAUUUACAUGAGAUGGAUACAGGAAUAGGUUUUUGAUUAAAUUGUUGGCCAAUCUAGAUAAUUGAAAGAUAAGUGAAUUUUCACUUAACAGACACGCCAAUGUCCUUCAGGAGUUUAAAACGGGGGAGGGGAAAUCCUUGGGAUAACUUGUGUUAAAGUCAGUGAUCAGUAGUGCUGUAUGAGUUGAUGGCGCUAGGCUCUUUCCAAAUGGCACCCUAUUCCCUACACAGUGCACUACUUUUGACCAAAUCCUUUAGUGCACUAUAUAGGAAAAGGGAUCCAUUUGGGACGCAUAACUAGUGAAUGAUGGGUCUGAAAAGGAUGGGAAAGUAGCCUUGGGAGCAGACAACGGGAGAGUAAAAUAUUACUACAGCAUUGCUUUGCUCUCUCAGGACUCAUCUUUCAAAAUGGUCUCAUUAGAUAUUUGUUUUCUAGUUCAUGAGGGUUUAUAAAACCUUGUCACAUACCAUUUCAUAGCAUAUUUUUAAGGCUGAAUGAAAGACAUUACCAUGAUGAACCAUGUUAAGUUUGGCAUUGAUAUAAAAAGGAAACUAUUAACAAUUCAUAACAAUUCAUAACAAUUCAAAUCUUCUCAUAGACUAAAAGUCAUAUUCACUCCAAAUGUGGUCUUUGCACUCAUCACAAUAGUCCCUAAAGAGUUUGAGAAAAUAAUGUUGAUGCAUUCAAAGAUGGCCACACUAUACCAGUAGAUAGCACACACAGUGCCUUCAGGAAGUAUUCAUACCCCUUGACUUAUUCCACAUUGUGUUGUGUUACAGCCUGAAUUCAAAAUGGAUUAAAUAGAUUUCUCACCCAUCUACACACAAUACCCCAUAAUGACAAAGUGAAAACAUGUUUUUAUAAAUGUUUGCAAAUGUAUUGAAAAUGAAACACAGAAAUAUCUUAUUUACAUACAGUACCAGUCAAAGGUUUGGACACACCUACUCAUUCCAGGGUUUUUAUUUAUUUUUACUAUUUUCUACAUUGUAGAAUAAUAGUGAAGACAUCAAAACUAUGAAAUAACACAUAUGGAAUCAUGUAGUAACCAAAAAAGUGUUAAACAAAUCAAAAUAUAUAUUUUAUUUGAGAUUCUUCAAAGUAGCUUCCUUUGCCUUAAUGACAGCUUUGCACACUCUUGGCAUUCUCUCAACCAGCUUCGUGAGGUAGUCACCUGGAAUACAUUUCAAUUAACCGGUGUGCCUUGUUUUAAAGUUAAUUUGUGGAAUUUAUUUCCUUCUUAAUGCGUUUGAGCCAAUCAGUUGUGUUGUGACAAGGUAUGGGGGGUGGGGUGGGGGGAUAUACAGAUGAUAGCUCUAUUUGGUAAAAGACCAAGUCCAUAUUAUGGCAAGAAUAGCUCAAAUAAGCAAAGAGAAACGACAGUCCAUCAUUACUUUAAGACAUGAAAGUCAGUCAAUCCGGAAAAUUUCAAGAACUUUGAACGUUUCUUCAAGUGCAGUUGCAAUUACCAUCAAGCGCUAUGAUUAAACUGGCUCUCAUGAGGACCGCCACUGGAAAGGAAGACCCAGAGUUCAUUAGAGUUACCUGCCUCAGAAAUUGCAGCCCAAAUAAAUGCUUCACAGUGUUCAAGUAACAGACACAUCUCAACAUCAACUGUUCAGAGGGGACUGUGUGAAUCAGGCCUUCAUGGUCGAAUUGCUGCAAAGAAACCACUACUAAAGGACAUCAAUAAGAAGAAGAGACUUGGUUGGGCCAAGAAACACGAGCAAUGGACAUUAGACGGGUGGAAAUCUGUCCUUUGGUCUGAUGAGUCCAAACUUGAGAGAUUAUUGGUUCCAACCGCCGUGUCUUUUUGAGACGCAGAGUAGGUGAACGGAUGAUCUACGCAUGUGUGGUUCCCACCGUGAAGCAUGGAGGAGGAGGUGUGAUGGUGUGGGGGUGCUUUGCUGGUGACAAUGUCUGUGAUUUAUUUAGAAUUCAAGGCACACUUAACCAGCAUGGCUACCACAACAUUCUGCAACGAUACGCCAUCCCAUCUGGUUUGGGCUUAGUAGGACUAUCAUUUGUUUUUCAACAGGACAAUGAUCCAACACACCUCCAGGCUGUGUAAGGGCUAUUUGACCAAGAAGGAGAGUGAUGAAGUGCUGCAUCAGAUGACCUGGCCUCCACAUUCACCCAACCUCAACCCAAUUGAGAUGGUUUGGGAUGAGUUGGACCGCAGAGUGAAGGAAAAGCAGCCAACAAGUGCUCAGCAUAUGUGGGAACUCCUUCAGAACUGUUGGAAAAGCAUUCCUCAUGAAGCUGGUUGAGAGAAUGCCAAUAGUGUGCAAAGCUGUCAUCAAGGCAAAGGGUGGCCACUUAUAUAAAAUAUAUUUUAAUUUGUUUAACACUUUUUUGGUUACUACAUGAUUCCAUAUGUGUUAUUUCAUAGUUUUGAUGUCUUCACUAUUAUUCUACAAUGUAGAAAAUAGUAAAAAUAUAGAAAAACCCUUGAAUGAGUAGGUGUGUCCAAACUUUUGACUGGUCCUGUAAGUAUUCACACCCCUGAGUCAGUACUUUGUAGAAGCACCUUUGGCGGCGUUUACAGCUUUGAGUUGUCUUGGGUAUGUCUGUAUCAGCUUUGCACAUCUGGAUUUGGGGAUUUUCUCCCAUUCUUCCUUGCAGAUUUUCUCAAGCUCUGUUAAGUUAGGUGGGAAGCGGAGGUGAACAGCAAUCUUCAAGACUUUCCACAGAUUUCCAAUGGAAUUCAAGUCUGGGCUUUGGCUGGGCCACUCAAGGACUUUCACAUUCUUGUUCUGAAGCCAUUCCAUCGUUGCUUAGGCUGUAUGCUUGGGGUAAUUGUCCUGUUGGAACGUAAAUCUUCGCCCCAGUCUAAGGUUGUUUGCACUCUGAAGCAGGUUCUGAUCAAGGAUUUGCCUGUAUUUGGCUCCAUUCAUUGUUCCCGCUAUCCUUACCAGUCUCCCAGUCCCUGCCGCUGAAAAGCAUCCCCAUAGCAUGAUACUGCCACCACCAUGCUUCACGGUCGGGAUUGUGUUAGACGGGGGAUGAGCUGUGCCUGGUUUUCUCCAAACAUAGCGCUUUGCAUUUAGGCCAAAGAGUUCAAUUUGUGUCUCAGCAGACCACAGAAUAUUUUGCCUUAUGAUCUCAAGAGUCUUUCACAUGCCUUUUUGCAAACUCCAGGCAUGCUGUCAUGUGCCUUUUUCUCAGGAGUGGCUUCUGUCUGGCCACUCUCCCAUAAAGACCAGAUUGGUGAAGUGCUGUAGAGACUGUUGUCCUUCUGGCAGGUUCUCCAAUUUGGUCGGACGGCCAGCUCUAGGCAGAGUCUAGGUCAUUCCAUAUUUUUACAAUGAUGGAGACUACUGUGCUCUUGGAAACGUUCAACACUCUAGAAAUUGUUUUAUACCCUUCCCCAGAUAUAUGCCUCAUCACAAUUCUAUCUUGGAGAUCUACGGACAGUAGACUUCAUGGUAUAGUUUCUGCUCUGACAUGCGCUUUCAACUGUGGGACCUUAUAUAGACAGGAGUGUCCAAACAAUUGAAUUGGCCACAGGUGGACUCCAAUAAAGUUGUAGUGACAUCUCAAGGAUGAUCAAAUGAAAUUGGAUGCUCAAUUUGGAGUGUCAUAGCAAAGGGGUGUGAAUAGUUACACUACAUUACCAAAAAUAUGUGCUCGUCGAACAUCUAAUUCCAAAAUCAUGGGCAUUAAUAUGGAGUUGGUCCUCCCUUUGCUGCUUUAACAGCCUCCACUCUUUUGGGAAGGCUUUCCACUAGAUGUGUUAAACUUGCUGCGGGGACAUGCUUCCAUUCAGCCACAAGAGCAUUAGUGAGGUCGGGCACUGAUGUUGGGCGAUUAAGCCUGGCUUGCAGUUGGCGUCCCAAUUCAUCCCAAAGGUGUUCGAUGGGUUUGAGGUCAGGGCUCUGUGAAGGCCAGUCAAGUUCUUCCACAGCGAUCUCGACAAGCCAUUUCUGUAUGAACCUCGCUUUGUGCACGGGGGCAUUGUCAUGCUGAAACAGGAAAGGGCCUUCCCCAAACUGUUGCCACAAAGUUGGAAGCACAGAAUCAUCUAGAAUGUCAUUGUAUGCUAUAAGAUUUCCCUUCACUGGAACUAAGGGGCCUAGCCCAAACCAUGAAAAACGGUGCCAGACCAUUAUUCCUUCUCCACCAAACUUUACAUUUGGCCACUAUGCACUCAGGCAGGUAGCGUUCUCCUGGCAUCUGCCAAACCCAGAUUCGUCCGUCGGACUGCCAGAUGGUGAAGCAUGAUUCAUCACUCCAGAGAACGAGUCCAAUGACGGCGAGUUUUACAACACUCCAGCCAUCGCUUGGCAUUGCGCAUGGUGAUCUUAGGCUUAUGUGCGGCUGCUCAGCCAUGGAAACCCAUUUCAUGAAGCUCCCGACUAACAGUUAUUUUGCUGACGAUGCUUCCAGAGGCAGUUUGAAACUCGGUAGUGAGUGUUGCAACCGAGGACAGACGUUUUUUUACACGCUUCGCACCUCAGCACUCGGCAGUCCCGUUCUGUGAGCUUGUGUGGCAUACCACUUCGCGGCUGAGCCAUUGUUGCUCCCAGAUGUUCCACUUCACAAUAAUAGCACUUGUUGGAAAGGUGGAAUCCUAUGACGGUGCUUCAGUUCUUCAUUAAGGCCAUUCUACUGCCAAUGUUUGUCUAUGGAGAUUGCAUGGCUGUGUGCUCAAUUUUAUACACCUGUCAGCAAUGGGUGUGGCUGAAAUAGCGGAAUCCACUAAUAUGAAGGGGUGUCCACAUAGUUUUGUAUAUAUAGUGUAUGUAAAUGAGAUAUUUCAGUAUUUCAUUUUCAAUAAAUAAAUCAAGGGGAUUGAAGGCACUGUAACCUAAUAUGCUAAAUAAUACAUGAAACAUAAGACCAAAUGACAACAUUUUUGGAAUGUAUGCCCAUGGUACAUGAUUUUCUGAUUUUACAUGUCCAUUUAAACCACUGUAAAUCCACUCCACAGUAGCCUAUCAAACUUUGUCAUUGCUAUCAUGGAUGUCCCUAAAAUGAACCACACUGAAUUUGGUAUUGAUAUCUCAAAACCAAGGAAACUAUUAACAACUCAUUCUUUGCAUAUGUAACGCUAAAGCUCAAAAUCAUCUGCAAUCAUCUUCUCCUCAUGAACCAUACAUCAGCUUCACUCCAGAUUUUGUAUUUAGACUCAUUACAUCAGUCUUUAAUGGUUUUGCGAAAAAGGUACCUAUAGAUGCACGCACUGUACCUAUAGAUGCAUGUUAGCACAUAUGCUAAUGCUAAAAAUACUUAUUCUCAUGAUCCAAAAAUCAGAUUGACUCCAGAUUUGGUAUAUACUGUAGAAUCAAUGCAUUAGCCUCUAAUGAAUUUGAUAAUGAUUAGUUGCUGCAUUCCAAGUUGGCCACACUACACCACGAGAUGGCACCAUAUCACACCAGGGCUAUAAGAACUGAACCGAUGGACAUGGGGCCAUGACAUUUGGUAUGUAAACCUAAUGUAUAUGUCCUUAGAAGCUGUGUGAAUAUAAAGUCACUGUAACAUUAGAUGGCUGCACCAGACCAGUUGGUGGCACUAUAGAUGUCAUUGGCACCAGUCGCACCAUAGGAUACUAGAGCAAUAACUAUUGAUCAAGUGGACUUUGUCUCAUGCAAAUAAAUGUUAGAAUUAAAUUAUGCAGAUGAACAAUGUGAAAUAUCAUGAAAAUAACGCUGAAAAUAUGUCACAAAUCUAACAUAAACCAUUAGUCAAAUUGACCCAAUUGUUGGUAUAUAAACUCAAUAUAUUAAGUAAUGACUUUAAGAAUGAUUACCUGCUGCAUUCAAAGAUAGCCAACCUAAACCACUAGACUAAACUUAACUUGUGUCAUCCUUGUGGUAUUGAGAGAUAAACAUGGUAAUGCUUUCACUGAUUACACAUAAAGGAAGAUAGUUCCUACAUUGAGGAAUAUACAAUCUAUUUACAACCAAUUUAUUAGGUACACACGUCUAGUACCGGGUCGGCUCCCCCUUUGCCUCCAGAACAGCCUGAAUUCUUCGGGGCAUGGAAACGUUGCUCAAUUGGUAUCAAGGGACCUAACGUGUGCCAGAAAAACAUUCCCCACACCAUUACACCACCACCACCAGCCUGUACAGUUGACACCAGGCAAGAUGGGGCCAUGGACUCAUUCUGCUUACGCCAAAUCCUGACUCUUCUAUCAGCAUGACGCAACAGGAACCGGGAUUCGUCGGACCAGGCAAUGUUUUUCCACUCCUCAAUUGACCAGUGUUGGUGAUUGCGUGCCCACUGGAGCCGCUUCUUCUUGUUUUUAGCUGAUAGGAGUGGAGCCCAGUGUAGUCGGCUGCUGCAAUAGCCCAUUUGUGACAAGGACCGACAAGUUGUGCGUUCCGAGAUGCUGUUCUGCAAACCACUGUUGUACUGCACCGGUAUUUGCCUGUUUGUGGCCCGCCUGUUAGCUUGCAUGAUUCUUGCCAUUCUCCUUCGACCUCUCAUCAACGAGCUGUUUUCGGCUACAGGACUGCCGCUGACUGGAUGUUUUUAGUUUGUCGCACCUUUCUCUGUAAAUCCUAGACACUGUCGUGUGUGAAAAGCCCCGGAGGCCUGCCGUUUCUGAGAUACUGGAACUGGCGCGGCUGGCACCGACGAUCAUACCAAGCUCAAAGCCGUUUAGGUCACUCGUUUAGCCCAUUCUAAUGUUCAAUCAAACAGUAACUGAAUGCCUCAAUGCCUGUCUACCUGCUUUAUAUAGUAAGCCACGGUCACGUGACUCACUGUCUGUAGGAGCGAACCAUUUUCGUAAAAUGGCCACUGAGUGUACAUCGUCAUUCACAGGCUUCAUUAGGAUAUGUGUUGAUGAUGUUGUACCCACAAUAACAAUCCGGAUAUAUCCCAACCAAAAACCCUGAAUGAACUGAGAAAUCCGUACCAUGCUGAGAAACGGGAAAGGGGAAAGGGGAGACCUAGUCAGUUGCACAACUGAAUACAUUCAACCAAAAGGUGUUUUCUGCAUUUAACCCAACUCCAGAGCCUGUACUGCAGAAAUUCAAUGUCAGCAAAACGAACCCCGACAACUCAGUGGCGUGCGACAUGUACAAGCAGGUACGAGCUCCGCAAAUCUAUUAGGGACACAAAAAUAAAACUCUAUGCGGUACCCACCGAAGCCUCCCUACCAGACGAACUUAACAUAUUCUAUGCUGGCUUUGAGACAGACUACCGAGCCAUCCAGGCUGGCUCUCGCUGCUCUGGACGACCAGGUGCUUUCGCUCUCCGAGGCUGAACUCUCAAAAGAGUGAAUACUCACAAAGUUGCCGGCCCAGAUGGCAUCCUUGGCCGCGUCCUCAGAGUGCACUGACCAGCUGGCGGUCAUCUUCUUGGACAUCUACAACCUGUCCCUGUCCCAGGCUGUAAUCCCCACUUGCUUCAAGGAGACCACAAUCGUCCCAGUGCCCAAGAAAAGCAAGGUGACAUGCCCAAAUGACUAUCGCCCCAUCGCACUCACCCUGGUCAUCAUGAAGUGCUUCGAGAGGCUGGUCACAGCCCACAUCAAGGCCAGCAUGCCAGGCACACUGGACCCACUUCAAUUGCCUUACCGCUCCAACAGAUUCACGGAAGAGGCCAUUUCCAUCGCUAUUUACAUGGCCCUAACACAUCUGGACACGAGGAACACCUAUGUGAAAAUGCUGUUCAUUGACUACAGUUCCGCAUUCAACACCAUUCUUCCCUCCAAGUUCGCCACCAAGCUCAGAGCCCUGGGUCUAGACACUACCCUCUGCAACUGGAUUCUGGACUUCCUGACGGGCAGACAACAGGCUGAAAGGAUUGGCAACAACACCUCAUCCACACUGACUCUUAACACAGAGGCCCCCAGGGGUGUGUCUUCAGCCCUCUGUUGUACUCCCUGUUCAUCCAUGACUGCGUGGCUUUGCAUGACACCAACUCCAUCAGGUUUGCUGACGAGUCAGCCUAUAGGGAGGAGGUGAACUGGCAUUGUGGUACCAGGACAACAACCUCUCCCUCAACGUCAGCAAAACAAAGGAGUUGAUUGUUGACUUCAGGAAGCAGAGGAGGGAACACGUCCACAUCAAUGGGACUGCAGUAGAGAGAGUCAGCAGUUUUAAGUUCCUCCGCAUCCACAUCACCAAGGACUUCACAUGGACCAACAACAACAGCGCCUCUACUUCCUAAGGCGGCUGAAGAAAUUCAACAUGCCACCCCGGGUACUCUCAAUACUGCUGCUGCACCAUCGAGAGCGUCCUGACCGGUUGCAUCACGGCCUGGUACGGGAACAGCUCUGUCCACAACCACAAGGCCAUCCAGCGGGUGGUGAAGACAGCCCAGUACAUCACUGGGGCCGUGUUAACACCAAUCCAGGACAUCUACUUGAAACGGUGCCUGAGGAAGUCCCGCAGCAUCAUCAAAGACUUUACACACCCCAGCCACAAGCUGUUCACUCCAUUCGCGUCGGGGAGACGGUAUUGGAACAUGAGGUCUAAUACCAACAGGCUCAGAGACAGUUUCUAUCUACAAACCAUCAGACUGCUGAACACUUGAACUGAACUGACCACCUGCACUGACUCUCCGCACCUUAGUACACAUGCAUUCACUCACUCACUCACUCACGCACACACCCACACAGAUAUCCACACAUCCACACACACACAAACACACACACACACACACCAGUGGCAGCUCCUCAGAGGAGGAAGGGGAGAACCAUCCUCCUCAGUGAAUUUCAUAAAAAUACAAAUAGUGAAACAUUAAAAAGUUAUCCUUUUUAGAUAAAACGAUACUAAAUAUAUUCACGUCACCACUAAUUGAUUAAAACACACUGUUUUGCAAUGAAGGUCUACAGUAGCCUCAACAACACUCUGUAGGGUAGCACCAUGGUGUAGAUGGAGGACAGCUAGCUUCCGUCCUCCUCUAGGUACAUUGACUUCAAUACAAAACCUAGGAGGCUAAUGGUUCUCACCCCCUUCCAUAGACUUACACAGUAAUUAUGACAAUUUCCGGAGGACGUCCUCCAAUCUAUCAGAGCUCUUGCAGCAUGAACUGACAUGUUGUCCACCCAAUCAAAGGAUCAGGGAAUUAAUCUAGUACUGAAAGCAUAAGCUACAGCUAGCUAGCACUGCAGUGCAUAAAAUGUGGUGAGUAGUUGAUUCAAAGAGAGAGAAAGACCAUAGUUGAAACAGUUUUGAACAAAUUAAUUUCUUCAAAAAUGAAGGAGAAAGCGAUGGAGAGCUCUAUAUUUCGUAAUUUUUUUCCUCACUUUCACUUACUUAGCUAGCAAAUGCAGCUAGCUACUUUAGCCUAUUCAAACACCUGGCUCAAACAGAGGGAUGCUGUGUUAGCUAGCUGGCUAUAACUAUCCAACACAACACUGGAACUUUUCCAAGUCAAGAUAAGCUUUUGGUUUUACAAAUGUAUUGCCACCGGGGCCCGCCGGUGUAACUGCUGAACUGCUUACUGACUAUAUACUUUACUGCAUGAUUGUAGCGGGUUUACUAACACAUUAGUUCUAUUAGUGAUGUUGACUAUGAUGUUACUUUAGCUAAUAUGGUAACAACGAUGUAGGCUGUGUGUUGCGGUUAGGAUAUGGUUUGGAAAGAUUUUUUAGUCCACAAGCGAAGGGAAAAGGUGAGAGCACAUACAGUCGGAGGUUUACAUACACUUAGGUUGGAGUCAUUAAAAUUCGUUUUUCAACCACUCCACAUUACAUUACAUUAAAGUCAUUUAGGCAGACGCUCUUAUCCAGAGCGACUUACAGUUAGUGAAUAAUAUAUUUUUAUUACUGGCCCAGUGGGAAUCGAACCACACCCUGGACGUUGCAAAAGCCAUGCUCUACAACUGAGCCUACACCCUGCCGGCCAUUCCCUCCCCUACCUGGGACGACGAUGGGCAAUUUGCGCCGCCCAUGAGUCUCCCGGUCACGGCCGGCUGCGACAGAGCCUGGAUUCGAACCAGGAUCUAGUGGCACAGUUAGCACUGCGAUGCAGUGCCUUAGACCACUGCGCCACUCAAGUUUGUCUUGUUAACAAACUAUAGUUUUGGCAAGUCGGUUAGGACAUGUACUCUGUGCAUGACACAAGUCAUUUUUCCAACAAUUGUUUACAGACAGAUAAUUUCACUUAUAAUUCACUGUAUCACAAUUCCAGUGGGUCAGAAGUUUACAUACACUAAGUUGACUGUGCCUUUAAACAGCUUGGAAAAUUCCAGAAAAUUAUAUCAUGGUGUUAGAAGCUUCUGAUAGGCUAAUUGACAUAAUUUGACUCAAUUGGAGGUGUACCUGUGGAUGUAUUUCAAGGCCUACCUUCAAACUCAGUGCCUCUUUGCUUGACAUCAUGGGAAAAUCAAAAGAAAUCAGCCAAGACCUCAGAUUUUUUUUUUUGGACCUCAGAAAAAAAAUUGUAGACCUCCACAAGUCUGCUUCAUCCUUGGGAGCAAUUUCCAAACGCCUGAAUGGUAACACGUUCAUCUAUACAAACAAUAGUACGCAAGUAUAAACACCAUGGGACCAUGCAGCCGUCAUACCGCUCAGUAAGGAGACGCGUUCUGUCUCCUAGAGAUGAACGUACUUUGGUGCGAAAAGUGCAAAUCAAUCCCAGAACAACAGCAAAGGACCUUGUGAAGAUGCUGGAGGAAACAGGCACAAAAGUAUCUAUUUCCACAGUAAAACGAGUCCUAUAUCGACAUAACCUGAAAGGCCGCUCAGCAAGGAAGAAGCCACUGCUCCAAAACCGCCAUAAAAAAUCCAGGCUAGGGUUUGCAACUGCACAUGGGGACAAAGAUGGGUACUUUUUGGAGAAAUGUCCUCUGGUCUGAUGAAACAAAAAUAGAACUGUUUUGCCCCUGUAGCUCAGUUGGUAGAGCAUGGCGAUUGCAACGCCAGGGUUGUGGGUUCGUUUCCCACGGGGGGCCAGUAUGAAAAUGUAUGCACUAACUGUAAAUCGCUCUGGAUAAGAGCGUCUGCUAAAUGACAAAAAAAAAAAUAAUAUAAUAAUAAUAAUAAUAAUAAUAAUGACCAUCGUUAUGUUUGGAGGAAAAAGGGGGUUGCUUGCAAGCCAAAGAACACCAUCCCAACCGUGAAGCACGGGGGUGGCAGCAUCAUGCUGUGGGGGUGCUUUGCUCCAGGAGGGACUGGUGCAUUUCACAAAAUAGGAAGGAAAAUUAUGUGGAUAUAUGGAUAUAUUGAAGCAACAUCUCAAGACAUCAGUCAGGAAGUUAAAGCUUGGUCGCAAAUGGUCUUCCAAAAGGACAAUGACCCCAAGCAUACUUCCAAAGUUGUGGCAAAAUGGCUUAAGGACAACAAAGUCAAGGUAUUGGAGUGGCCAUCACAAAGCCCUGACCUCAAUCCUAUAGAAAAUGUGUGGGCAGAACUGAAAAAGCAUGUAUGAGCAAGGAGGCCUACAAACCUGACUCAGUUACACCAGCUCUGUCAGGAGGAAUUGGCCAAAAUUCACCCAACUUAUUGUGGGAAGCUUGUGGAAGGCUACCCUAAACGUUUGACCCAAGUUAAACAAUUUAAAGGCAAUGCUACCAAAUACUAAUUGAGUGUAUGUAAACUUCUGACCCACUGGGAAUGUGAUGAAAGAAAUAAAAGCUGAAAUAAAUCCUUCUCUCUAGUAUUAUUCUGACAUUUCACAUUCUUAAAGUAAAGUGGUGAUCCUAACUGACCUAAGACAGGGCAUUUUUACUAGGAUUAAAUGUCAGGAAUUGUGAAAAACUGAGUUUAAACGUAUUUGGCUAAGGUGUAUGUAAACUUCCGACUUCAACUGUAGAUGCGAAAAGGAAUACAACGUUGCUGCUAUGAAAGUGAACUGUGUUUACGUGUGAUCAGGGGUGUAUUUAUUCCGCCGAUUCUGUUGAAAAACAUUUCUUAAACUCUUGUUUGCAACUGUUGGACUAAUGAUUACACCCUAGAUCAGCUAGAUGCAGGCAAGAGUGUGCAAGGCGGUCUAAGUGUCACUGUCUGUCACCUCAAAUUUUUCUCUCGACCUGUGUGCACAAACGUUGUAAACUUGAAUUCAUAGGCUAGGUUGGAGCAACCUCAUGAUGGGUAUAGUAUAGGGAAAAUUUGAGUAUCCUGUAGUAGCCUAAACCUAUCAAUGUUACAAUGAACUGGGUGAAUAGAAUAUGAAUGACCGUCAUCCAAUAAGCUGUAAUAGAAAUAAGGCUAUGCUCAUAAAAAAUUAAAAAACGUCCUUCCUCAUCUUAAACGGUACCGACUGCCACUGACACACACAUAUACAUUCAUGCUACACACACAUCACAAUUGCUGCUACCAGACUCUUAUUUACUAUUGCUAAUUCAGCACAAUUUAAACACUUGCCUCCAAAUCCCCCUUUUCUCUAAUACAUAUGUAAAUAUUGUACUAUAAAUUGUGCCUUCCUGUAUUAUACUUAUGCUAAAAUGUUUAUUCUAUUCUAUUGAGCCAUUUACUUUCUGUUCGUAUUCUAAUAUUUUAUUAUUUCUUAUUGUUGUUGCAUCCUGGAGAAGGAGCCUGCAAGUAAGCAUUUUGUUGGAUGUGUAUACCAUGUGUAUCCUGUACAUAAACUAAUAAAACUUAAAAACUUGAAACUUCCUACAUGAUAGAGUGCUUGCUUUGUUAUGCAACUGAUGUUGUGUCCUUUCUGUCUUCCUCUGAACCCCGUUCAUUGCUGCUCGCAGCUAUAUUGUAUAGAGUGCUUUUUCAUUUUUAUCUUGGAUUUACAGCGCCUUCAGAAAAUAUUCAUACCCGUUGACUUAUUCAACAUUUUGUUAUGUUACAGCCUGAAUUAAAAAUGGAUACAAAAUAAAUAAAAAAUCUCACCUACACACAUACCCCAUAAUGACAAAUUGAAUACAUGUUUUUAGAGAUUUUUGCAAGUUUAUUGAAAAUUUAAUACAGAAACAUCACAUUUACGUAGGUAUUCACACCCCUGAGUCAAUCCAUGUUAGAAUACUAAAUAUAUUAACAUGUCACCACUAAUUGAUUAAAACACACUGUUUUGGCAGUGAUUACAGCUGUGAGUCUUUCUGGGUAAGUCUCUAAGAGCUUUACACACCUGGAUUGUACAAUAUUUUCACAAUGUAAAUUUUUUUUGUGUGUUAUAUUCAAGCUCUGUCAAGUUGGUUGUUGAUCAUUGCUAGACAGACAUUUUCAAGUCUUGCCAUAGAUUUUAAAGCCGAUUUAAGUGAAAACUGUAGCUAGGCCACUCAGGAACAUUCAAUGUCAUCUUGGUAAAAGCAACGACAGUGUAUAUUUGGCCUUGUGUUUUAGGUUAUUGUCCUGCUGAAAGGUGAAUUUGUCUCCCAGGGUCAUUUGGAAAGCAGACUGAACCAGGUUUUCUUCUAGGAUUUUGCCUGUGCUUAGCUCUAUUCCAUUUAUUUUUAUCCUAAAAAACUCCCUAGUCUUUGUUGAUGACAGGUAUACCCAUAACAUGAUGCAACCAACACCAUGCUUGAAAAUAUGAAGAGUGGCACUUAGUGAUGUGUUGUGUUGGAUUUGCCCCUAACAUAAUGCUUUGUAUUCAGGACAUAAAGUGAAUUUCUUUGCCAGAUUUCUUGUAGUUUUCCUUUAGUGCCUUAUUGCAAACAGAAUGUAUGUUUUGGAAUAUUUUUAUCAGUAAAGAUCUGACCCUCCAGUAGAGGGUGCCAUCACCCUUAACUUUUUUAUUCUCAGCAUUGAGAUGCAAUUCUCAGAAUUGUCAUGGUUGUCCUUCUCUCCUUAUCUCUACCCUGCGAUAAGGAUCCAAAAACCCAUCCGGAAAAAAAUCUUCCUCAUAACCAUAAUUACAUUUUCCAGUAUUGUGCAAAGCUUUAUGUAGUUUAAGCUGAAGCAUUUACUGGCUAGCUUUGUAGUGUAUGUAGUAGUCAGUGAACCAAUGCAGCAUGGCAGAUCAGAGAUCCACCUUCGAGGCAGAAGUGAACUAGAUCAAUCAGCUCAGCUUUGUCAAAAGGAGAGAGCGAGACUAGGCUUCCUCUCCUCUCCUCUCCUCUUUCUCUGUCUCUCUCUCUCGCCGCUUUUCAAUCCACUUGUGUGGACUGUCACACAGUGGAUCUUAAGUGUCACAUCCACUUGGCAGGCUUUUCAUGUUGAAUUAAUUCAACUGCUGAACAAACAUUUUUGGGGUGCCAAAAACCAAAACUGUAUAGCUGCCGUAUUAGACUAAAAAAUAAACACACCAGAAUUACCAACAUAGAAAUAAACACAUAGAAUGAACACACCCUGGCUCAACAUAUAGAGUCCCAGAGCCAGGGUGUGACAGUACCCCCCCCCUAAAGGCGCGGACUGCGACCGCGCCUCAACUUGAACAAAACAGGGGAGGGCUGGGCGGGCAUACCUCCUCGGCGGCGGUUCUGGCUCCGGCCUUGACCACCACCCUCCAAUACACCCCCCAUAGCGCCCCUGGUCCAGUCUGGCCCCGCCGGCUGGAGCUGAACUGGACUUAGCAGGAGCGGUUAGCUUCAGCUCCAUAGUGGAGCAGUUGACCGGUACCUUACCAGGCACCGGUGACCCAGGCACGGGUUGUGCUGGACUGACGACGCGCACCCCUGGCUUGGUGCGUGGAGGAGGAACGGGCCUUACCAGGCUGACGACGCGCACCCCUGGCUUGGUGCGUGGAGGAGGAACGGGCCUUACCAGGCUGACGACUCGCACCCCUGGCUUAGUGCGUGGAGGAGGAACGGGCCUUACCAGGCUGACGACUCGCACCCCUGGCUUGGUGCGUGGAGGAGGGACGGGCCUUACCAGGCUGACGACUCGCACCCCUGGCUUGGUGCGUGGAGGAGGAACGGGCCUUACCAGGCUGACAUCUCGCACCCCUGGCUUAGUGCGAGUGGCAGGAACAGGCCGGGCCGGGCUGGCGACGCGCACCGUAGACUUGGUGCGAGUGGCAGGAACAGGCCGGGCCGGGCUGGCGACGCGCACCGUAUACUUGGUGCGAGUGGCAGGAACAGGCCGGGCCGGGCUGGCGACGCGCACCGUAUACUUGGUGCGAGUGGCAGGAACAGGCCGGGCCGGGCUGGCGACGCGCACCGUAGACUUGGUGCGAGUGGCAGGAACAGGCCGGGCCGGGCUGGCGACGCGCACCGUAUACUUGGUGCGAGUGGCAGGAACAGGCCGGGCCGGGCUGGCGACGCGCACCGUAGACUUGGUGCGUGGAGCAGGGACAGGCCGGACUGGGCUGGCGACGCACACCGUAGGCUUGGUGCGAGGAGCAGGGACAGGCCGGGCUGGGCUGUCGACGCACACCGUAGGCUUGGUGCGUGGAGCAGGGACAGGCCGGGCUGGGCUGGCGACGCACACCGUAGGCUUGGUGCGUGGAGCAGGGACAGGCCGGGCUGGGCUGUCGACGCACACCGUAGGCUUGGUGCGUGGAGCAGGGACAGGCCGGGCUGGGCUGUCGACGCACACCGUAGGCUUGGUGCGUGGAGCAGGGACAGGCCGGACCGGGCUGGCGACGCACACCGUAGGCUUGGUGCGUGGAGCAGGGACUGGCCGGACUGGGCUGGCGACGCACACCGUAGGCUUGGUGCGUGGAGCAGGGACAGGCCGAACCGGGCUGUGGAGACGGAUAGGAGACCUGGAGUGAAGAGCGGCCACAACCCGUCCUGGCUGAAUGCCUACCCUCACACACUCCGUGUGAGGCAUCCGCACAGGACGUACAGGGCGGUGUAUCCGUAACCUGGUGGCCUUCUGAAUCCGCCCCUUUUUUGCCUCCGUCAGCCCCGUCGUCCAUGCCGUGUGCCCCCCCCUAAAAAAUUUCUGGGGUUGCCUCUCGCCUGUCCGACGUUGACCCGUUUGGCGCCGCUGCUCCUCUCUACGGCGCGCCUCCACCGUCUCUUCUCCCGGCGCUUCCUCCCAUGUCCAGCCCAAGAGCUGCCCCUGGACACGCUGCUUGGUCGUUGCAUGGUGGGUUCUUCUGUCACGAUCGUCAGGGAGAGACCAAGGCGCAGCGUGAUGAACGAACAUGUUUAACUUUAUUAUCUUUAGUGAUAAUAGAACACAAUCAACAAAACAAGAAACGACUCGUGAAGUCCACGGUAACAAUGACCGAACACGGAACAAGAACCCACAAACACAAAGGGAAAAUAGACAGUAUAAAUAUGGCUCCCAAUCAGAGACAACCAACGACAGCUGACACUCGUUGCCUCUGAUUGGGAGUCACUCUAGCCAACAUAAUGUUCUGCUAUAGGAAAAUAUUAUUUAUGAACAUGUAGGCUACAUUUCCAAUCAUCAUAAUGAUGUGAUAAUAUUAAUUUGAGCAAUUUAAUAGCCUAAUACAGUACCCCCUUACAGUGCAUUCGGAAAUUAUUCAGACCCCUUGACUUUUUCCACAUUUUGUUAUGUUACAGCCUUAUUCUAAAAUGGAUUAAAUAUAUUUUUUUCCUCAUCAAUUUACACACAAAACCCCAUAAUGACAAAUAGAAAACAGAAAUCGUUUAUUUACAUAAGUAUUCAGAUCCUUUGCUAUGAGACUCGAAAUUGAGCUCAGAUGCAUCCUGUUUCCAUUGAUUAUCCUUGAGAUGUUUCUACAACUUGAUUGGAGUCCACCUGUGGUAAAUUCAAUUGAUUGGACAUGAUUUGGAAAGGCACACACCUGUCUAUAUAUAGUGGGGAGAACAAGUAUUUGAUACACUGCCGAUUUUGCAGGUUUUCCUACUUACAAAGCAUGUAGAGGUCUGUAAUUUUUAUCAUAGGGACACUUCAACUGUGAGAGACGGAAAAAUCCAGAAAAUCACAUUGUAUGAUUUUUAAGUAAUUUAAGUAACAGGAUUGUGUCGAGGCACAGAUCUGGGGAAGGGUACAAAAAAAUGUCUGCAGCAUUGAAGGUCCCCAAGAACACAGUGGCCUCCAUCAUUCUUAAAUGGAAGAAGUUUUGAACCACCAAUACUCUUCCUAGAGCUGGCCGCCCGGCCAAACUGAGCAAUCAGGGGAGAAGGGUCUUGGUCAGGGAGGUGACCAAGAACCUGAUGGUCACUGACAGAGCUCCAGAGUUCCUCUGUGGAGAUGGGAGAACCUUCCAGAAGGACAACCAUCUCUGCAGCAUUCCACCAAUCAGGCCUUUAUGGUAGAGUGGCCAGACGGAAGUCAUUCCUCAGUAAAAGGCACACGUCAGCCCGCUUGGAGUUUGCCAAAAGGCACCUGAAGGACUCUCAGACCAUGAGAAACAAGAUUCUCUGGUCUGAUGAAACCAAGAUUGAACUCUUUGGCCUGAACGCCAAGUGUCACGUCUGGAGGAAACCUGGCACCAUCCCUACGGUGAAGCAUGGUGGUGGCAGCAUCAUGUUGUGGGGAUGUUUUUCAGAAGCAGGGACUGGGAGACUAGUCAGGAUUGAGGGAAAGAUAAAAGGAGCAAAGCACACAGAGAGAUCCUUGAUGAAAACCUGCUCCAGAGCGCUCAGGACCUCAGACUGGGGCGAAGGUUCACCUUCCAACAGGAGAACAACCCUAAGCACACAGCCAAGACAAUAGAGGAGUGGCUUCGGUACAAGUCUCUGAAUGUCCUUCUGUGGCCCAGCCAGAGCCCGGACUUGAACCCGAAAAUAGCUGUGCAGCGACACUCCCCAUCUAACCUGACAGACCUUGAGAGGAUCUGCAGAGAAGAAUGGGAGAAACUCCCCAAAUACAGGUGUGCCAAGCUUGUAGCGUCAUAUCCAAGAAGACUCAAGGUUGUAAUCGCUGCCAAAGGUGCUUCAACGAAGUACUGAGUAAAGGGUCUGGAUACUUAUGUAAAUGUGAUAUUUUUAUUUUUUUUAUUUUUAAUACAUUGGCAAAAAUGUCUAAAAACCUGUUUUUGCAUUGUCAUUAUGGGGUACUGUGUGUAGAUUGAUGAGGGGGAAAAAAACUAUUUAAUCAGUUUUAGAAUAAGUCUGUAACGUAACAAAAUGUGGAAAACGUCAAGGGCAUUACUGUAUGAAAUUAUCUGAAACUACAGUUUCAGGGCUUUGCUCCAUGUAAAAUCUCAACGUUGCCCAACAGAACAUUGAAAAUGAGUGUUGAUACAGCCUACCAAGAGUGUCUUAGGUUUACCCAACAGUGAAAAUGGAAUGCAUGGAGUUCAAACUGUAUCGAGAGGAAAUUAUAUUUUUGUUUUGUAUAAUUUUGUUCUGUUCUUAUGAAAGCUCAAAUACUAAAUGUGACACAUUUUAGUCCGCUUACUAACAUCUAACGUCAAAGCCUGAUGAUAGAUUUUUCGAAUUUACAACAACAAAAUAUGACUCAUCGCUGUGUAGGAAUUAGCCUAUUUUCCUAUGCUUGUUUGCAUGGCCUUGGUUUGCAGGUUCACUUCUGAUAGAAAAUGAAUGCUGAUUUGAACAAUAGACCCAAAUAGUAGUUAUUUUCAAAGUUUUCAUGAAGGAAACUAUUGGUGGGGUUUCUAGUUUGGCCAUGACUGUGACCUUGACCUCAGUCCAGCUGUGUGAAGAGGGAACAGUGGGAGAGGUUGAGGAAAUGAAGGCUAAAAUCACCACAGAGGACAGACUAAUGAUGUCAAACUUUUCUCUAUUAUUAUGAAAAAGAGAAAUAGCCAGUUAAUUAGUAUUAUAAGGUAGAUACAGUACAGUCAAACGUUUUGACACACCUACUCAUUCAAGCGUUUUCUUUAUUUUUACAAUUUUUUACAUUGUAGAAUAAUAGUGAAGACAUCAAAACUAUGAAAUAACACAUAUGGAAUCAUGUAGUAACCAAAAAAGUGUUAAACAGAUCAAAAUAUAUAUUUUAUUUGAGAUUCUUCAAAGUAGCCACCCUUUGCCUUGAUGACAGCUUUGCACACUCUUGGCAUUCUCUCAACCAGCUUCAUGAGGUAGUCACAUGGAAUGCAUUUCUUUCCUUCUUAAUGCUUUUGAGCCAAUCAGUUGUUGGGGGAAGCUGGUUGAGAGAAUGCCAAGAGUGUGCAAAGCUGUCAUAAAGACAAAGGGUGGCUAUUUUAAUAUAUUUUGAUUUGUUUAUCACUUUUUUUGGUUACUACAUUAUUCCAUAUGUGUUAUUUCAUAGUUUUGAUGUCUUCACUAUUAUUCUACAAUGUAGAAAAUAGUACAAAAUAAAGAAAAACCCUUGAAUUAGUAGGUGUGUCCAAACUUAAAUCUUUGAUAAUCUGGAACGUAUGUUGUAAAGAUAUGAAUUUGUUCAUUAAUUGGUUAAGCCAUGUAUUCCCCAACUUGCACUCAUGGGCUGGAAAACAGGGUGUUUGGAAAAGUGAGGACAGCUUUACAAUGGAGCUUCCUCAGGAACACACACACACACACACAUUUGUUUUUACCAUAACUUUCCACGUAUAACCUUGCGCUACAGAAAGACCUGAACACCGUGUGCACUGUCAAUGCAGAAUUCAUAGUGUUUAAGGGAAUAGGGUACAAAGUAAUGGAAUAUCAGUACACACGGCAUACUCACCGGAGAGGGAGAAGAGGUAAGGCCAUAGCAUAAUGUCAUCUAAGUAAAGACUAAAUGUUUAUCUGUUGAUUUUUGUCUCUGUGGUCUUUGCAGUAUUCCUCUGGUGGAUGUGUUUGGAUACUGUGACUGUCAUGUUAGUGAAUAAUUAUCCAAGGUGUCAUUGAGGAAUCACCAGUAAACAGAGCCUGAACUAAAGCAGCAGUCAGAGGUUGUAGUAAGAGAGAUUUAAAUAAUAUUCCUGGUAUUAGCCAACUAAUACACAGUUUUAUUUUAAUUAAACACUCAGUCAAGUGGGGAACGCUAAGCUUAAAUAUUUAAAGCAGGAUAAAAGACAAGAGGGAGGAGAAGGUUCUCGAGCUGUAUCACUGUAUUUAGAAACUGUAUUACAUGGAUGGAUUAAGCCCAUUUCUUGCAAGCUCAUCAAUUAGUCAGAAACUUUGAUAUGCAGAAAAGUCUUACAACACUAAGCAUAUUUCCUGACAAGUAUGCCCACAUAGGAGCUUAUGAUGAACUGUAGGUCUGGGUUACAAUCCAGAAUUGCAUAUGCCUAACUAUAGUGUCAGAUUAUAUUAUGCUAUGUGUAGACUUUCUGUAUCAUAUUUUGUUUCUUCAACCAGCUGCACAUCGAAGUUACAUACAGUAUAACACCAUGUGAGCUGAGAUUUGAUACAGCACAACCCCCUAGUGAAUAACAGGUGAAUAACUUGAUACCAACUGACCCAGAGUCUAUUUCAGGUUAAGGAACUACUGUGCACUCAAAUGAUACAACAGAAAACAAAAUAGUCCUGCCUCUGGUUCAGAGAAAUCAACAAAAACAUGUUUCGUAGCCAAGAUGGAAGCACUGGGGAAAUUCUCAACAGCUGUGUACAUCCCUGCCCGCCCAUCCCCACCCCCCUCUGGAGGAGGCUUCACAGCACAUUGCACAUGCCAGAAUGAGUUCCCUCUCUCCCUCGGCUCCUCUUGCCUAAUUCCAGGAAGAUAAAUAGUCCAGCUUGACUACAACUGAGACUCAUACAUGGGUCUCUGACCUGCCUACUAUCUCUGCCUUCUGUCUCUGUUUCCUGAGAGCAUGCCUCAUGAUCUCUUCCUUUAUAACCUGAGUAUAAUAGCAGAGGAAGUAUUUCUGAUUUAAACUCACACAUUUGCUUAAUAUUAUAUCCAACUGGAUGGGUUGGGAUGUACUACAAAGAGUACCUGAAUGUGCUAUAUUCUGGUUACAAGCCCAGCUUUCCUCUGGACUGUAGUAGGACCUUCCUUGACCUCAGUGUGUGUCACACCCUUUGUUGAUGUACACUGAACAAAAAUAUAAACGCAACAUGCAACAACAAGAUUUUACUGAGUUACACUUCAUAUAAGGAAAUCAGUAAAUUGAAAUAAAUAAAUUAGGCCCUAAUCUAUGGAUUUUACAUGACUGGGAAUACAGAUAUUCAUCUGUUGGUCACAGAUACCUUAAGAAAAAAAGGUAGAGGCGUGGAUCAGAAAACCAGUCAGUAUCUGGUGUGACCACCAUUUGCCUCAUGCAGUGCGACACAUCUCCUUCACAUAGAGUUGAUCAGGCUGUUGAUUGUGGCCUGUGGAAUGUUGUCCCACUCCUCUUCAAUGGCUGUGCGAAGUUGCUGGAUAUUGGUGGGAACUAGAACACGCUGUCGUACACGUCGAUCCAGAGCAUCCCAAACAUGCUUAAUGGUUGACAUGUCUGGUGAGUAUGCAGGCCAUGGAAGAACUGGGACAUUUUCAGCUGCCAGGAAUUGUGUACAGAUCCUUGCGACAUGGAGCCGUGCAUUAUCAUGCUGAAACAUUAUGUGAUGGCGGCGGAUGAAUGGCACGACAAUGGGCCUCAGGAUCCUGUCACGGUAUCUCUGUGCAUUCAAAUUGCCAUCGAUAAAAUGUAAUUGUGUUUGUUAGCUUAUGCCUACCCAUACCAUAACCCCACUGCCACCAUGGGGCACUCUGUUCACAACGUUGACAUCAGCAAACCGCUCACCCACACAACGCCAUACACAUGGUCUGCGGUUGUGAGGCCGGUUGGACGUACUGCCAAAUUCUCUAAAACGACAUAAACCACCUUGGCUUAUGGUAGAGAAAUUAACAUUCCAUUUUCUGGCAACAGCUCUGGUGGACAUUCCUACAGUCAGCAUGCCAAUUGUACACUCCCUCAAAACUUGAGAUAUCUGUGGCAUUGUGUUGUGUGACAAAACUGCACAUUUUAGAGUGGCCUUUUUUUAUCCCCAGCACAAGGUGCACCUGUGUAAUGAUCAUGCUUUUUAAUAAGCUUCUUCAUAUGCCACACCUGUCAGGUGGCUGGAUUAUCUUGGCAAAGGAGAAAUGCUCACUAACAGGGAUGUAAACAAAUUUGUGCACACAAUUUCAGAGAAAUAAGCUUUUUGUGCUUAUGGAAAAUUUCGGGGAUCUUUUAUUUCAGCUCAAAAAACACGGGACCAAGACUUUACAUGUUGCGUUUAUAUUUUGUUCAGCCUAUUUGUCCUCCAUGCCGUAAGUGGAAAACGUCUCAUAACAAUCCCCUGGUCUAUUCAAGGUGUGGGGUUGAGGAUAUCCUCUGAGGUGUCCUGCUUGUAUCCACUCUGUUUAAAAGCUUAAAUGGUGAGGGGACUUGCUCCAGUCUUUGGCUGAUUACUGCUUUAGGCCUGCCUGUGUUAGAUUGAAGAGAUAGCAAUCAUCUCCCAGACGAACAACACAUGCAGAUGGGAGUCCAUUUUUCCAGCAAAACCAACUUGGGAUUGCUUCCUCGUGGGAUAGGCAUUGUUCUGAGCAGGAAGGAAAUCUAUGUUGAACAUAACCUAUAAGAUUUCCAGCAUUGAAUUCUUUCCUAUACAGGAUUUGUAAUUAUACUACAACAGAUGUGUUCUUACGACACUGCAGCUUUGUGUCGAUGCCAUUUGUUUCCCGUGACACAACACACACACACCGCCCUUCCAGCCUAAUUCUAAAAGUCAUUUUCUGCUUAACCGAAAAGGCAUACCUUUAGGUCCACUUAAAAUGUCAACAAGAUGUGUCGCAGCAUUCUUUGCCUGAAGUUGUGCAAAAUGAUACUCAACAAUGUGGACAUUAGUCGUUAGUCAAGAUGAAGUAAACACAGCUUGUGUAUGCUCUGAGUAAAGCAUUUAUAGCAUUUUUAAGUAUCUUAAUAAUUUUGUCAAACUGCUCAAGCACACAGCCUUGUAUCGAAAAGAAGGUCAUAAAAUGUUAUCUACCGUACAAAAACCUCUCUAGAUGCUUCAACAAUGCUCAUCCUGAUUCCAAAGCCGAAUGUCUGACGUAGGGUUCUAGUACGGCCAGUGUUCUGUUUUUACUCAAUCACAAGAAGGAUAUUGGCUAUUCAUAAGUAGGCCUAUUGCAUGUACAAUUUGAUAACUCACAAUCAAUGAAUGUGGCAGAAAAUGUGCCAAUAAAUACACAUCACAUCUCAUAAGACUGGUCAUUAAAAAUAUGACUUAUAAUAUUUCAUCUGACUAUUUGUUUCAGGCAUGCUGUUUAUUUCCUAAAAGAAAAUCCAUGUGUUUGUUCUAAUAUGAAGCUCGUAUACCACCCCACAAUCGUGUGAUGAAAGUCCAAGAGAAAGUCCAAGAGAUUAGAUUUUAGAUUUUAGUCAUUUAGCAGACGCUCUUAUCCAGAGCGACUUACAGUUUUUUUUAGUGAGUGCAUACAUUUUUCAUACUGCCUACAUCUCCCCCAACAAGACUACAGACAGUCUGUCUCCAGACUAAAUCAGCACUAUGUGAUAGAUAUAAUGAAUAAAGAGGAUUAGAACUGCUCUCUCAUUUGGUCUGCCUGCUUUGAGGUUCUAAGCCUUCAUAUUCAAGAUACUUAGGUGAUACCACCCUUUUCAAAAGCAAACUCCAUGGUGGCCUUAUCAUUCUUAAGCCAUACAAGGUCAGAUUUUUGCUUUUUUUAUCCACAUUUCUAUGCUGUAUCUAUAGCAUAGUAAAAGUAAGGCACAUGCCUGUUUCAGUUUGUUUAAAUGUGUUGUGUGUUGUUCACCCUCUGGGUUCAUGUUGUAGGUGUUAAUUUAGGUAACAUACAGUGGGGUCCUGAAAUGAUUGACACCCUUAAUAAAGAUGAGCAAUAAUUACUGUAUAAAAUAAAUCAUUAUAUUAUUUUAUACUAAUACAAAUACUCAGAGAAAAAAAUGUUGUUUAACCUCUAUGGGAUCGGUGUCCCGUAUACGGGACGGUUGAGCUAACGUGCGCUAAUGUAAUUAGCAUGACUGUUGUAAGUAACAGCAAACUUUCCAGGACAUAGACAUGUCUUAUAUGGGCAGAAAGCUGAAAUUAUUGUUAAUCUAACUGCACUGUCCAAUUUACAGUGGUUAUUACAGUGAAAAAAUACCAUGCUAUUGUUUGAGGAUAGUGCACAACAACAAAAAACUUAUCACGGCAACUGGUUUGAUACAUUCACCUCUGAAGGUAAGUAAUGUACUUACAUUCAGUAAUAUUGCUCUGAUUUGUCAUCCUAAGGGUCCCAGAGAUAACAUGUAGCAUAGUUGUGUUUAAUAAAAUAAUUUUUUAUAUUCAAAUGUAGGAACUGGGUUCUACAGUUUGAACCCCUGCUGUCUCUGGCUCCACACCCACCCCGCCCGGCCAUCUAGAUUAGUGUAUACACCAAGUUAGUGUAUAAGCUAAUGAUCCACCAUGUAUGACAUUCCUGGGAGUGUGUAAACUUACAAAAAUUAUAUGGUAAUACGAAAUGUAUGUUCUCUAUAGUUAUGUACUUGAAAAUGUAUUAAUUGACCAAUUCGGCACAUUUGGGCAGACUUGAUACAAAAUAGUCCAGUAUUGCAACGCUUCACCGGAUCAAUCUGAAACUGUGCACACACUGCUGCCAUCUAGUGGCCAAAAUCUAAAUUGCGCCUAAACUGCAAUAUUAUAUUGUGGCCUUUCUCUUGCAUUUCAAAGAUGAUGGAACAAAUUAAUAAAUAGAAAACGCAUGUUUUUUUGUUUGUAUUAUCUUUUACCAGAUCUAAUGUGUUAUAUUCGCCUACAUUAAUUUCACAUUUCCACAAACUUCAAAGUGUUUCCUUUCAAAUGGUAUCAAGAAUAUGCAUAUCCUUGCUUCAGGUCCUGAGCUAUAGGUAGUUCGAUUUGGGAAUGUCAUUUUAGGUGAAAAUUGAAAAAAAGGGUCCGAUCCUUAAGAGGUUUUAACAAGUAAUAUUUUUUUUCUCAAAAGGUAGGUGUCAAAAUUAUUGACAAGGAUUACGGAUAAUCCUGAAUGAAUCGUGAAUAAUGAGUGAGAAAGUUAUGGAGGGUCAAAGAUCAUACCUCCAAGACAUGCUAACCUCCCCUGUUUUUGAUAAUGGUGAGAGUUUAGCAUGUCUUGGGGGUAUGAUCUUUGACCCUCUAUAACUUUCUCACUCAUCAUUAUUCACGAUUCAUUCAGGAUUAUCCGUAAACAUGGUAGCAUCCUCAUUAAUGUAGAAGUGUUUAGAAACAUGUUAUAUUCUUAUUUACAAUAAUAGUGACAAAUUAUUUACCAUUCAUUUCUAUUGGGCACAAAAUAAUCUGAAACACAACCAAAACAAACUGCAAAUGCAUUCAAAAAGUUUGUAGAGUCACAAGCUUGAUGUAGUCAUUGCGUGCUAGGAAUAUGAGUGCAGCACAGAUUGUCAUCCAUGGAACUCUUAAAGGCAAAACAACUUUCUGAAGGUUCAUGAAACGGGCAGCUAUGAUUACUCAUCACAUUAAAUACUUUUGUACACAUCAUGCAUGGUCUUGUCUUUGUCAUGAUAAACAGUUAACACCCUCAUGUAAGAGUUGUGGUAAAAAAUAAAAAUAAAAAAUAAAUAAAAGAGUUGUGGUUUUAUUCAUAACAACAUAAUGUGUUUGGUGUGUUUGAAUACCGAUAACGUAAUAUAUCAUUCUCUUUUAUAUCUGUUGUAUUAUUACCUCUUUAUAUCUGUUUUACUAAUAGAGUUAGGAAACAACAACCAGAGACUCUCAUCACCUGAGGAUGUAGAGCGUUUCCACAGGCAGCAGACUGUAGAGAACCAGAACCACCACUCCGAGCCACGUUCCCCCAGCACAGUCCCCAGGAGGUACACCAUCGGAGGGCAAGGGCCUCGCAGCGCCAGAGACCCCCUGACCAUGCAGCACGCUGACGUAGAGAGGAAGAAAGAGGUGUUCCUGGAGCACCUGAAGCAGAGGUAUCCUCAUCAUGCUGCUGUCAUCAUGGGCCAUCAGGACCGCCUCAGAGACCAUGUAAGUGGGAACUCUUUUUUAAUUGGUUGGUUCUGAUUCCCCUGCAUAAUGACAUGAUAUACACUGUAGGCUUGUGUUGUUAUUGUAUUGGUGUGAGUGUAUCAACCACUGUAUAAGGAUUUCAAAGCAUAUGACACAUUUGUCUCACUAUGCCUUGAAUUGAAGAAUUUAAUAAAUGUAGAAUUGAACGAAUUGGAAAUUGAAUUCAAUACAUGGUGUUUCAUCAAUACAUUCAAUACAUUCAUUCAAUACGAUGGUGUGGUGUCAUGUGUGCCUGGCCUGGAGUGUAGCCUAAUGUAAAUUAUGGAAAUAGAGAUGUCAAUAAGAAUAGUCAGUAAACCAGAAUAAAGAAUGGGAAAACGUCAGUAUUAGCCUGCUGUUAAGGCCAGCCUACCUGAAAUAGCAGGGACUCUGUGCGCCGGCGAGGGGAGGUGCCGUGCGCGCGCUGAUGCUAGAAGUGUGGCCAUGUGGUAAAAUAAACUGUGACUGUUCUACAAGUUAGACAGGUAAAUCCAGACCCGCAUUUGGGCUAUGUGGAGAUCGUUUGCAUGGCCACACCUGUCACCUCAAGGAAAGUUAAUUUUUACAAGCGAACGCCGUCUUGAUGCAGUCAUUGCGAAAUUAUCCCGUUUCUUCUGAAUUCAGUAGGACCCAUGCAACGUGCGCUCACCCUCGGAUUGAGGCUUUGAUUUUAAACUACGUUCAAGGUAAAAUAUCGUUGAAAGUAGGCCUACAUUAGACUACUUUAUCUAGGUUGCCUCCAGUUGUGCAAUUACAGUAGGUAGCCUAUAGUGCAGAUGAUUGUACAGUAGUGAUAACGUGUUGGUGGUUUGCAACUUGUUCGAUAUGAGGAUAGCAGAUAUACGCAAUAGCCUGCCCUACACACUUUCCAGUCAGUGUAAUCUAUGUUACCAGUAGAUCAAUUUAUUUCUACGUAUGUUUUUUUUCUUUCAUUUGAAUUUAGUCUGACGCAUACACUCCAACCACAUCAAUGUCUAUUUGCGUUCAUUAAGUAUUUUUCUUAAAGGGAUAGUUCAACCAAAUUACCCUGUGAGCAGUCUAUGGACAAGGUAUGUAUGACAGCAAUCUAUGCUUUGGUUUUAUUUCCCAGUCACUGUUUCAAAUCACACAUCACAUUCAACUAUUGGUAUGAUAUUAGACAUUUUCGCAUGAUUGUGAAGGUCAAAGUCACUUACAGAUGAUUUGAAGAUGAUGCGCAAAACAUGCUAAUAUCAGUACCAUGACUUGGGUAUUUGUGCCACAAAGCCCACAAAGCUAAAACAUUAGCAUUUGGAAAUAGUUCCAGGGAAACUAAACCAACGCAUGUAUUGCUGUCAUACCUUGUCCAUAGACUGCUUACAUGGUAGGGAAACCAAUAUAUCAUUUUGUAAUUUGGGUUAACUAUCCCUUUAAAUGAUAGCCUAGGCCUACAGUUAUGUCUUGAAAAAAAGACUAUUCUAUCUUAAACAUUUUGCCUAUUGGUAUUUAUAGAUUAAUAGGUUUAUAUAUACAUAUGUAUAGAGUUGCUAUUAAAUGUGUACAAUUGUUAUAAAAUGCUUCACUCUUUUAUAAUGGAAUAGUUUCAAUGACUUUAGGAGCAGUGUAACCAUAGCCUACUCUUCUUAUGUGGUGAAGUCACAUUGCUGUGGGAGUAAAAUGCUCACCCAUCCACCUGUUACCCAGUGUGAUCAUUCUAAUGGUCUGCAACAAAAGGGAGGGGUUGAGGAUGAAACAUUUGCCAAUGCUUUCAAAGACCUGGCAUCCCACCAAAGCAGAUGAACCAUGGUCUGGUCUCUGGUCUCUGCUCAUGCAUCUUCCAGUGAUUAGAGAUCAAAGUGGGCCAUUUGAUGCUUGGCCCUGCUUUCAUCCCUAGCGGGCUCACUGUGCUGUGCUCUUCCCUCACUUCACUACGAGGAACACCUUGAACAGUGACUGAGUGCUACCUUAUGGUGGAGAGGUAUACAAUUGUAGCUUUACACAUGGGGUCCAUAUUGGAUAGAUGGAUUCAGUGGUUUUGGGGGCACACCUGGAAGUGGUUUUGUUCUAAUGAACUCUUGACAGUCUGGGUCCAUCUUGGUCUGAGAGGCGUGUAGCUGAACAAGGUGGCACUUUUGUUUUCACACCUCAGAAAUAGCAAGGUCCUUCUAGAGGGGACCUUUUAGAAGAUUUAGCUAACCAGAUCGGUGAGUCCCACUUUAGUGACGCUGGCUUAAACAUUUAGUAGCUACAAUGUACUACAUUUCCUUUGUUGCUUUAUUGUGCCAGCUUCAAACUGGUAUCGCAGUUAUAAGCACUAUCACAAUGUGAACCUGUAAUUACACUGUAGUUUCACUGUACCCGUCUGUAAUUAUUGUGUGUAAUACAUAGUUUUACUCCCACUUACUAAACAAUGGGACAGUUAUUUUAGUUCCAUAGCCAAGUUAAAACCCCAGUGUAGGAGUCUGUAAAGUCUUUGACUUGUAGGUGCCUUAAACUCCAGCACAGGUAGCUUCUCUAGCUAGCCAAAUCUUCCAACGCAUUAUUAACACAAAUAUCUGAAACUCAUAGGGUCAACCUGAAGUGCAUGACAGUUAACGCCCAUAAUGAUCAUGCUCGUCAACUGCAAAUCUUGUGUUCUUUGAGGUAGGAAAUACUGAACAUAUAUUUUCUGAAAGAUUAAGUAAAUCUAUUGGGAAAGAAUAACUGGAUGUAACCAGUAUGUUUUCUAGCCAGUAGCCACAGCUCAAGUUAUUAGAGGCCUUUAAUGGUACCUUUGAAUAACUAAAUCAGAUUUGCUCUCAUGUUUUAGUAUUAUUGGUAAGGCAUUGUCAUUAUGGGAAUGAAAGGAGAGACCAAAACUAUGUUGAUAGAGAAUACACAUCAGCCAAAAUUGCCAUAUUAUUAUUCCAUGUUCAUUGUUCUUGGAUAUCUUUAUUGGAUAUAUUUAUGAGUUUAGUGUAAAAAAACAAACAUGUUCAAACAAAGUGUAUGUUGACAUAGAAAUAGACUAGGUCUGUUGUAAUGAGAUGCAGAGUUGAACAGAAUCUGAGUUAAAACUGAAACAAAGCAUGUGUACAACUACUACUAGCUAUACUGUAUUUAUGGACUUCAUUUAUUCAACUUAUUUCCUGUGCAUCAAAUAACGUAAUGAUAAUUAUGUGAGUCAAAGUGAAGGGGAGAGGGCACUCUGAUCCAGAGCGCUGCCUGAGGUGGUUAUUCACAAGAGUGUGUCAGCAUAGCCCAGUCAGUGCCAAGCUUAAAAUGUAAAUGCAGUGAGUGACUCAGUGUGCGUGUUUGUGUGUGUGUGUGUCAGGUUGCAGAUGUCCCCAGAAGUAACCCUUACAGAGGCAGGAUGCAUCAGGGACACAUUCACAUCAAAUUCUGUAUUUUUGCCAAACACACAGACCAAGUCCAUUAAAUCUGCUUUUUUGCAAGUAUGACAGUUAAUUUGUAGUUGACUUAAAGACAUGUUGACAGUUGUUCUUUUACGAAAGUGAGCAAGGUGCCCUUAAGCAGACUGGUCCUACUUAAGCGUAAUUCUGUGUGCAUGCAUGCAUGUUUGACAGUAAUUUAGUGGAAGUAGAUGUUACUUAAGGUUGAAUACACCACAUCCCUGACUACAGAACUUUUGUGAUUGUGUGUUGGUGACUGUUUCUCCAUCUUCCAUCUCUCCUUCUGCUUCUACAGGCCAGGAGCCCCCAGCACUCUGCCAGCCCCCCGCCCGGUAUAGGGGAGCAGCUGGAGCACCUCUCGGUGGCCUCUCUGGAGUCUCUGGAGACCAUGUCAGAGGGAGACGGCCUAGCCGCCUUCACCCGGGGCUGCCAGGCACGGGCCAGCCUGCCGGUGGUCCGCUCUGCCAACCAGACCAGGGUCAGAUCAUUAGGUAGGUACUAUGGAGCUCUCAGGGCUCCGAGCUCUUUCUUUCGCAUGCUCUCUGUCACAUACAUACUCUCUCCUUGUACUCUGACACGUUAUCUCUCUCACUCAAUCUUUUACACGCUCUCUCCUUGAGGUCUCACACGGUUUCUAUCUCCCCAUCUCUGUCUCUUCUGUCUCUUUCCCUCUCUCUUUCUCUCUUGCUCUCUCCCUCUCUCUCUCUCUCUCUCUCUACUGUUGAUGUUACAAAGUGUUUCCUCACCCUCCCUCUUCAGGUGUGCUCUACCUGCAGUACGCAGAGGAAACCAAGCAGAUCCGGAUGCCCAAUGAGAUUACCAGCAGAGACACAAUCAGGGCUCUGUUUGUUAGUGCUUUCCCCCAGCAGCUCACCAUGAAGAUGCUGGAGUCUCCCAGUGUAGCUGUGUACAUCAAGGAUGAAACCAGGAACAUGUACUAUGAGCUAACUGAUGUCAGGUGUGUUCAUCUAUCUACUGUACAUUAGUGACUCUACCUUCUGUUGUGAUUUAUUUAUUCAGGUGUCUUUUCCCCUCCAAUGAGCAUGUUAUGUUGCAAGUCCCGUACUGUUUUUGAAUGGGCUUCAAGCUUAUAUCAUAAAAUUCAUGAAAACGUAUAUUCGUAUUUGUGGAUUAAUUUACUUCUACCUGAUGCUUUUCAUAAAGGUUUUUGAUUGCGAUUUUGUCAUAAUCGAAACCUUAAUGAAAAGCAUCAGGUAGAAGUAAAUGAAUCCACAAAUAUGAAUAUCAUUUUACAUAUAUCUUAAAUGACCACGUUUUCAUGAAUUUGAUGAUAUAAGCUUAAAGCCUUUUCAAAAACUGUACAGGACUUGCAACAGGAAGUAGGCGUGACUUUCAUAGAGUAUAGUUUAACACUUGAAAGACACAAAUUGGCACACUUUUACUAAACAAAGGUGGUUGGUACAGUAUGAUACUACCUAAUGCUACGGUAAGUUGGGGGGUUGGGCAAAAAAGGGAUUGUCAGGCUUUGUGUGCUGUAUAGUAAUACAAGUAGCUAUAACACUGUUGUUAAAGCAUCCGUCUUUUAGUAUAGAUCUUCAAAUUACAGGGGAAGCCUUGCAAGUCAUUUUGACUCUACUUUGGCAUUUCAGCGUCCAAAGCGUGACAUGAAUACUCCUCCACCUCCUGCUCUUUCAGUUUAGGCAGGGAGGCAUUAAAUGGGGUAUUGUUGAGGCAACAAGAGAGGAGGCCCAUGUCUGAGCGUAUGCUGCUGAUGACAGGGUGUCUGCCUUUACCACACCCUAAUCUGCACAGACACUCAUCUUCAGCAGUGGUUCCAUGGAUUUGAUCUAUUCCAGAGCUAGCACACCUGAUUCAACUUGUUAAGUAAUCAUCAAGCCCUUGACUAGGUCAAUCAGGUGAGCUAGUUCAGGGCUACAACAAUAUUGUGAAACGUCUGGGGGUCCCAGAGGAGAGGUUUGAGAACCACUGCUCUACAGUAGACUGAGGAAUAUAGUACCGUGAGGGCUUGCAAUUAUACAGUGGAGUGGAGUUCACUGUUAGGCUGUUCGAUGUCAACAACCUGUGCUUACAAAAUGGUGUGUGUUUACAAAAUGGAAUAGGGGUUCACACAACCAGUGUAAAUUUGGACGUUUUUCUUUUUUCCAGAAAUAUUACACCUCGAUGCUGUCUGAAGGUGUACCACAAAGACCCUGCACAUGCCUUCAAUCGCAGCAACGCAAGGCCUAACAAUGCUGAAGGCAGGGUGAGUGAAGCCCACAUGGCAACACGGCCAAGCACACAAACUCCCCUAAGUCCCCUAAAUCCAGCUGUCUAGUGCGCUACCUUUGACAUCAAGGAAGCUUCCGGUCUUAAAUCCCUAACCAGGGGCCCUUAGCUCAUCAUUGUCUGUGUCUCAUCACUGAGACACAGACAGGGAUUAAAGCAGCCUUGUGUAUUCUCGAUUGUAAUAGAAGCAGGAUCAGAUGCAGGGUUUUUCUUCUCUGUGUUUGGGUAUAACCUGCCAAGCAGUUAUGAUGCCCCCUGCGUUGGUUUCCUGCUGAUGUUGAGAUUCCUAGUCAGAGGAGCCAAUCUCUCGUGAGCCUCUAGAAUCAACUGGGCAGUGGGCAGACGAGUAUGAUUCAAUUGGAUCCUUUUUAGGAAAUGUCAGUAAUUUAACUCUUAGCUUUUCAUUUUACUCUAAGGCAGAGUUUCCCAAACUAGGGGUCGUGACCCCCUGUAGGGUCGCCUGAUUUGAAAAUCGCAGUUGCUAGAUGCGGUUGAAACAGCGGUUUCUGUUUUCUUCCAACAAAUGUGGCUCUAUCAUUUUAACGGUUUAAGCUACAAAAUAUUAUGACACCAUCAUUGAAAGAUAGGACUCUCAGGAACACGUAUGUGUCUGUUCUGUUUCCCUCUACAAUGCCCACAAGCCACGCAGGACUCAUUAGAACACAGUGGACAAGACCAGGCUACCACACACAGAGCUAUCGUAGACAACCCUGAUGCUACGGCCGAAGACAUUAAUAAGUACAAGAAGGCCCACUAUGACCACCGCAUAGUCAUCAAACGAGCGAAAGUACAAUAUAUGAAUAAGGUGGAAUGAUAUUACACAGGCUCCGACGCCUGCCGCAUGUGGCAGGGGCUACAGUCCAUUAUGGAUUACAAAGGAAGACCCAACUGUGAUCUUCCCAACGAUGCCUCUCUACUAGACAAACUCAAUGUAUUUUAUGCACGGUUUGACGACAACAACAUCGAGCCGGGUGUAAGGGCCAUCACCGACUCAGAGGACUGGGUGAUUUCGCUCUCCGAGGCCGACGUGAGAAGGGUCUUUAAACAGGUCAACACCCGCAAGGCCGCGGGCCCCGACGGUAUUCCAGGGCGCGUUCUCAGAGCAUGCGCAGAACAGCUAGCAGGCAUAUUCACAGUCAUUUUCAACCUCUUCUUGUCCCAGUCUGUAAUCCCCACAUGUUUUAAGAUGACCACAAUCAUUCUUGUUCCUAUGAACUCUAAGGCCUCAUGCCACAAUGAUUACUGCCCUGUAGCACUCACUUCUGUAAUCAUGAAGUGUUUUGAGAGGCUGGUUAUGGCACACAUUAACUCCACCAUCCCAGACACCCUAGACCCACUCCAAUAGGCAUACCGCCCCAACAGAUCCAUAGACGACGCAAUUUCAGUUGCUCUCCACACUGCCCUCACCCACCUAGAUAAGAGGAAUACCUAUGUGAGAAUGCUGUUCAUUGACUACAGCUCAGCGUUCAACACCAUUGUCCCCUCCAAGCUCGUCACCAAGCUUAGGACUCUGAACACCUCCCUCUGCAACUGGAUCCUGGACUUCCUGAUGGGCCGACCCCAGGUCCCAGGUGGUUAGGGUAGGCAACAUCACUUCCACCACGCUGACCCUUAACACAGGGGUCCCCACAAAGGGGUGUACUUAGUUCCCUCCUGUACUCCCUGUUCACCCACGACUGUGUGGCCACACAUGACUCCAACACCAUUAUCAAGUUCGCUGACGACACGACGGUGGUAGGCCUGAUCACCGGCGACGAUGAGUCAGCCUACAGGGAGGAGGUUAGUGACCUGGCAGUGUGGUGCCGGAGCAACAACCUCUCCCUCAACGUCAGCAAGACCAAGGAGCUGAUCAUGGACUACAGGAAAGGGUGGGGCGAGCACGCCCCCAUCCACAUCGACAGGGCGGCAGUGGAGCAUGUAGACAGCUUCAAGUUCCUCAGUGUCCAAAUCACUAAAGACUUAAAAUGGUCCAAACACACACGCACAGUCGUGAAUGGGCCCUCAAAUCCUGAAAAGGUUCUACAGCUGUACCAUUGAGAGCAUAUUGACUGCCUGCAUCACUGCUUGGUAUGGCAAUAGCACUGCCCUCGAUCGCAUGGCACUAUAGAGGGUUGUGCGGACAGCCCAGUACAUCACUGGGGCCGAGCUCCCUGCCAUCCAGGACCUCUAUAUCAGGCGGUGUAAAAGAAGGCCCGGAAAAUCGUCAAAGACCCUAACCACCCAAGCCAUUGACUAUUUUCUCUGCUGCCGCACGGCAAGAGUAUGUUUUCAGGAACUCUUCUGUCAUUCAGUCAGUAUACCAUGACCCUGAUAAUAUGAACAACUCUCAUCUUAUUGACUCAAGACAUUUCAGCUUUUCAUUUUUAAUCAGUUUGUAAAUAUUUCUAAAAACAUAAUUCCACUUUGACAUUAUGGUCAUUGUGUGUAGGCCAGUGACACAAAAUCUCAAUUUAAUCAAUUUUAAAUUUAAGCUGUAACACAACAAAAUGUGGAAAACGUCAAGGGGUGUGAAUACUUUCUGAAGGCUCUACCCUACCAAGCAAAAGUGUAGUAACUGCUCAUAGAGUGAAACUGAGAAAAAUUACUUCAAAGUGAUGUUAUUGUCCAGCCAAAUGAAUUGUAGGCAGAUCAUUGGAGAUGUGGUUGUCUGUUGUCUUACUAUUCAUAUUGACCCUGACCUCUGACAUGACCUGUGACCCUAGACUGCAGUUACUGCCUUCUUGCUUGGUACACCCACAGGAAUACGCUUCCAUGACAAUUUCAUAUAUUUAUUUGUAUGUGGCUGUCAGUGUCAUAUAGUUUGAUACUUGUAUCAGAAAGCAGAAUCAAUAAUACCAAGGUAAACCACAGAAGCUGCAGCCCAAAGCUCAGUGAAACCAAGGUAAAAGGCCUGCGGCACUCCAGGAACAGGGUUGCCUACUCCUGCCAUAGUGGCAUGGUCCAUUUAAUAUGUAGCUGUGUUUGGAUAUAUCUGGCAAAGGGUGCAAUGUGUUGUUCAUAUCCUGCCGCCUUACACACUGGCAUGUUUGCAUCAUAUUUCUCAGCAGUUGUCAGGGACUGGGCACUGAAAAAGGGUCUGUAGAGGCUUGAGAAGCAUCUCACAGUUCCAGGGAUUGGGAGUAGGGUUGCAAAAUUACAAGAACUUUCCAUACAUUCCCUGGUUUUCCCUCCUGAUUCCGGGAAUCCUCCAACUGGGAUUUCGGGAAAACAAGGCACUUUGUUGAAUGUUCCAGGAAUUUUGCAACCCUAAUUGGGAGGCAUGUAAUCCUGCUGGGAAAGAGCUCAAAUUCCUUGGUGGGUGUUGUUCUCAGCACGUUGUGUUGUGGUCUGAGGAUAAGUAGUGACUAGGGAUCAGAGGCCCUGUUGCUCGGGAAACUAGAGCGUUCUGUUAGAUUGACGGAUGGACGUACUGUGUACAACCUUGUGUUGCGACACCGAAGGAAGUGCCGGACCAUCCUGGACAUUCUUUAUUCUCAGAUCCACUUGAUUUAACUCACACCUUAGACACCUUGAUUUAACUCACACCUCACAAGAUCAGACUAUUAAAAAAUAAAUAAAUUGUCACAUACACCAGAUAGGUGCAGUGAAAUGUGUUGUUUUACAGGGUCAGCCAUAGUAGUAAGUCGCCCCAGGAUUAAGUGCCUUGCUCGGGUGUUCGAAUCAGCAACCUUUCGGUUACUGGGCCAACACUCUAACCGCUAGGCUACCUGCCGCCCAUAAAUGCAUGUGAUGUCAGUGGUAGUGCAGAUCUUCCUCUUCACCGAGAGAAAAAACGGUGCUAUCUAGAACCUAAAAGGGUUAUUCGGUUUUCCCAAUAGGAGAACCCUUUGAAUAACCCUUUUUGGCUCCAAGUAAAAGGGUUCUACCUGAAACCCAAAAGGGUUAUCCUAUGUGGACAACCGCAUAACUCUUUGGGAACCCUUUUUUCUAAGAGUGUAGGCACAGAGACCUUUAGGCCCGUGGAUGAAAGAUGAUAACACAUGUCGACAUGAAAAUGUGUCUUUGUUUAAGUUUAUUACUGUACCCACUGGUGGUCAGCCCAGCAUGUUUUUCCAUAGAUGGAAUAGCCCCAUGUGUUUCUGACCAGAUAAGAUUGAUAAUGCCAUACUCUCAAAAUAUUUCCUGUUUGAGGCACUCCUGUUGUUUUUGCACAGGUUGAGAUAAGGUGAAUGGGGGAAAACAAGAUAAGAACAUGUUCAUUGUAGCAGGCCUAUGUUAAAUGUCUGUCUGCUUUGUUGUGGAAAUAUUUAGGUAUCAAUGUUAUGCACAAAAGGUCAUGAAGAGAAUUUUGCUAGAAUUAUGCACAAACUGAGUUUAAAAUACUACAACAAGCAUAGCAGAUGACUUGUUGUGUAUGAAUGAGCUGCUCUCUUAUUUGCAUAAAAAAAAUACAACCGGUUUUCACUUUAUUCACAGUCAUUGUGAAUUAGGUCACCUGUUUGACUCUAGGUUUAUUCUAGAAUAUUCAAAAUGCAGUUUUAUCUGUUAUGACAAGCCACCUUAUGAAAAGUGAAUAGAUAAUCCCUAUGAAAAAGCAGAAAGCAAAGUUAGCCAACACCCCUCUUGUAUCAUGCAACGGUUCUAUAACUUUCUGAUCACUGUUCAAAUCUGCUGAACUGCUGAAGGUAAAGCAUGUACCUGCAGCACAAGGACUAGGAAGAGUGUGAGUACCAUCAAAAGUAUGUUCUUGAGACUAUAGUCAACUAUUACUGGCUAUUGUAAUUUUGCUUAGAUUAGCUCCAGUUCAGUGAUCUGCAUGUUUUACACAUCAAAUGACAAUGCUUGAUUAAUGGACUUUUUCACGGAAUCGUGUCAAGAUUCCAUUUUACCUGACAUUAUGAUCUAAACAAGUUGUCUUUUGAUUGUUGUCGUGAAAAGGCUCUGAAAUGAAUACAGAGAAAGAUGCAGAUUAGGGAGAAUUAUGUGUCAAUGGUAAUGUUGGGAGUUACUCAUACAGUGUAUUGAACUAGUCCUGCACGCACAGCAUACACAACAAACGCUCUGUGUCUUCACUCUGCACAGUGAGGCAUGACUGUGCAACAAAGACAUGUCUAAACAGAUAGUGUUGUUUACCUAUGGUACAAUUCCACCUUUGUGGAUGUGGUUUUCCUCUCUUUUUCUCUCACACUCUGUGUAUAGCCUUUGUCAAAACAGAUGCACAUUCUGUCUAUGAUUUGUCAUUUUGAAAGCAACAUUUGAUUUAUUGAUUUAUUGUUGGGGGGACAGACAUACCGUUAACCUAAUGUCUGAGAGUCUCUCUGCAUAGCACAUCAAGUUUUGUGUCUUUUCUAGUCUCUUUCCAUUGACUUUGACUAUCUUUUCUCUGAUUUUCCUCCUGUCUCCAGAUACCAAGGGAGAUACUGUAUGGAAGUCAUAGCCCUGUGCACACUUUACAAUCCACCUGCAGUCCUGUCCACACCAUACAGGGGUCCAUGUCUCCCCCCACGGUCCGCUCCAUGCCCUCCUCCCCCUCCAGGAUCCCCUACGUCCCCCAAACUCGGGGAGGGGUGCCAGGCAGUGCCACCCUCCCCAGGGCCGGCAUGUCCAGUGGGCCCCCCAGCAGGUCCGUCACCCCCUGCCCCAGUGCCAUCCAGGAGAGAAGAGACGUCAAACCUGACGAGGACCUAAGCAGUAAAAGUAUAGCGCUGGUGCGUGCCGACGGGUUGUAUGUCAACGUCACUGACCGUUACGCUGUCCAGGAGGGCCGGCUGAGUAUCGCCUCCUCCAAGGGGGGCGGCCACACGGGGAACAUGGUCGACAUGGGUGGUGGUAGCCUCCACUGGGCCUCGGUCAAGUCCACAACCUCCUAUACAGAGAACCCGGAGCAGCAGCACUCCCUCUACAGGCAGAAGUCCCGGAGGUACGGGGAAAGCCAGGGACUACCGCCGCUUGACACCAAAACCCCGCCCCCUUCCCCUCACAGAUUGAACGACAACCACGGUCCUGUGGCCACGGAGAGGGACUCUCCAAUUCGCCGGUCUCUGCGGAAGGAGAGUAAUGGUAAUACAGUGGAGGUGGUGAACAGGACCAGGGGUAGUGUGUCCUCUGUGUCCUCCUCUCCUGUGUUCGUGGAGCUCCCCCCAGGGCUCUAUGGGGACAGGCUGUUUCAGGGUCACCUCACCCCCAAUAACCCCCAGACCAGGUGAGACUCACAGACAUAUAAUUAAUAAUUCUAUAACUAUGUUGAGACUCACAUAACAGAGGGCUCAUUAUAUUUGUUUAGUCAGGAUAGUCCACUCAGUAACGAUUGCCUCUGUUUUCCAGAUAGACCUAGGUGACUAACUACCACUUGAACUUUGGGUUUUUGAUAAAGCACAUUAGAAAUACAAUGCAUUGUUAUUAUUAUUAUGUAUUAUAGGUAACUGCCAAAAUAAUGUAAAUGAGGGAUACAAAGUAUAUUGAAAGCAGGUGCUUCCACACAGGUUUGGUUCCUGAGUUAAUUAAGCUAUUAACAUCAAAUCAUGCUUAGGGUCAUGUAUGGAAAAUCCUGGGCAGGCCAUUAUUUUGGCUAUCAUGGCAACACCCCCAUCCACAGCACACUAGUUGUCACUGAAUGGUUUGAUGAGCAUAAAAACAAUGUAAACCAUAUGUCAUGGCCGUCUCAGUCACCAGAUCUCAACCCAAUUGAACACUUAUGGGGGAUUCUGGAGCGGUGCCUGAGACAGCGUUUUCCAUCAACAACAUUUCUUGUGAAUUUCUUGUGAAAGAAUGGUGUCGCGUCCCUCCAAUAGAGUUCCAGCCACUUGUAGAAUAUAUGUGAAGGUUUAUUGAAGCUGUUCUGGCUCGUGGUGGCCCAACGCCCUAUUAAGACACUUAAUGUUGGUGUUUACUUUAUUUUGGCAGUUACCUGUACAUAGCACAGUAUUGUUUUGGGCCAAACAUGUAUUGUGUUUUGCAGUGAGCGAAUGAAGGCCAUGGAACAACAGAUUGCCAGUCUGGCUGGCCUUGUUCAGCAUGCACUUGCUAUUGGGCCAGCUGAGAAAGAUAGGAGGAAUGCUUCUCCUUUCCAUGUCAACAACAGUACAGGUGCUGUUAUUACACAACUAUUAGUGUUACAAAGUCAAAUUAGGAUUAGUUUUUUGUGGAUGAUGAAAGUUAUUUUGAAUCUGCCCUAUUUUAAUCUCUCAUUACAGUAACUCAUAGAGUUGUGUCUCACUGAUCUGAUGUGUAGGAGUGUCACCAGUUCCUGCAGCCAGCCUCCUUGCAGACAGCUCCAAUGCUCUAGUCUCUCAGGCCCCUCCCCCUGACCCCACCCUGCAGGUCACACUGACCACGGUCAGGAGGAACGUCACUGACCUCCGACAGCAGCUUCACCAACUCAAACAGCUACAGGUACUCAAGCCACCCGCACAUUACAUUCAUCCAUUAUCAGAAUUGUUUAAAGAUGCACUAUGCAGAAAUCGCUCUGCCCUUUCCUGGUUGCAAAAAUUCGAAUAGUUCGCCUAAUUUUAGUUUAUGUGACAAAACAAGCAAGUAUAGUGUAGAGAAUCAUUGUACCAUUUAAACUGCUGUGAAAUAUAUGUUCCAUAACCACAAAUAUUGUAUUUUCAGCUGUUUGAAGCUGGUGUACAAAACCGAAAGUCAAAGACGCAAAAACGAAACUUAAGAACGGGAAGAAUAGAAAUAACGCACAUAGAACAGAUCUACCGCUUCUUAGACUUGCUUUCAAUGAGAAUGACAGAUCUAUAUACAUUUAUAACACACAUUUCUAUGUGAAUUUGGUUGGGUUGCUCAAAACAUUUCCUAUUGCAGCUUUAAGUGAUACAUCUUGUCAUCCAAGCACCAUAAGUGAAAACACAAACGUAAAAGACAGAUGUGCAAUAUUCACAAUAGUGGUAUCUGAGAGAAUCUGCAUCUGUCUAGAUCCAAUAUAUACAGUAUACCUUGACAUGGUGUGUGUUCAUAUUAUGUACUCCAUUAUAUUCCUCCAUCACAUAUAGUGCAUCUCAUUAAUCGGUGUGUGUUGUAAUGCCACUGAAACCAAUGUGUAUGGUCAUUAUCAGAUGCAGAACCAGGACAGUGUGAGGGGGAUGCUGAAGAGAGCAGAGGAGGAGCUAGCUGAGGUGAUGUCUGAGACCCUACAGAGACAACAGCAGGAGACAGAGCCUGGCCAGAGACAGAGGACCACGGUGGAUGAGGAGAGACACAAGUACCAGGCCAUGGAGGAGAGAGUGCUGGCUCAGCUCAGGUAAGGAUUUAGAACUAUUGUAGAGCCCCACACACUGACUGACAGGAUAUGUCAUUUAUUGAAGGCAUUGACUUUGUUGAGCCCAUCUUACUUUUGCACGGCUAUUGGUACUAACAAGAGUACAGAUUAUAUCCUAUGGCAACAAAAAUAGAAAUAAUCUACUUCCUACAAUAAACAGUGAUCAGACGAUAGUAAUACGUAAUUGCUCCAGAUGCCCUAUUCUGUUUUUUUAUUUGGCUAAACUGCAGAUACUGAAGCUAACUUUGUGAGCGUGAUCUUAUGUUGCAAUAUGAAGUAAUUAGUUGCAGCUAAAGUGGGAUUAGUUCAUCUACUCUGAAUUUGUAAUCAGAACAGAUUCCAGUGAACCAGAGCACAGUCUAUCUACCGGCAUGUGGUACAUACAGUAACUCAGCUAUGGAAUGAGUCAUUGGUGUUCUGCCAAACAUUGCUAAUAAUGUUGCACAAUGUUUAAAUGAAUGCUAAUGAGGCUGUUUAGUGUGUGAUCCGGUGGGACUGUGGUACCGACGUUGAUAGGAGAGAUUAGUAAUGGAGUCAAAGCCAAUGUCUUACUUUAACUUUACUAAUGUCAGAUCAUUGGGCCAAAUUCAUCUUGGAGAAUGGGGGGGAUACUGUAUGUGUUGAACAACUGUGUUAUCGUAUACUGUAUGUAGCUGUUAUGUAAUCUUGAGAGCACCGUUUAGGUGGGAAAACAGAUAUUGGGAAACAGCUAUUUCUCACACUCUCACGCUUAACAUACACUAUAUAUACAAAUUAUGUGGUCACCCCUUCAAAUGAGUGGAUUCGGCUAUUUCAGCCACAACGGUUGCUGACAGGUAUAGAAUCGAGCACACAGCCAUGCAAUCUCCAUAGACAAACACUGGCAGUAGAAUGGCCUUACUGAAGAGCUCAGUGACUUUCAACUUGGCACCGUCAUAGGGUGCCACCUUUCCAACAAGUCAGUUCGUCAAAUUUCUGCCCUGCUAGAGCUGCCCCGGUCAACUGUAAGUGCAGUUAUUGUGAAGUGGAAAUGUCUAGAAGCAACAACGGCUCAGCCGCGAAGUCGUAGGUCACACAAGCUCACUGAACAGGACCGCCGAGUGCUGAAUCGUCUGUCCUCGGUUGCAAUACUCACUCCUGAGUUCCAAACUGCCUCUGGAAGCAACGUCAGCACAAUAACUGUUUGUCGGGAGCUUAAUAACAUGGGUUUCCAUGGCCGAGGAGCCGCACACAAGCCUAAGAUCACCAUGCGCAAUACCAAGCAUUAGCUGGAGUGGUGUAAAGCACGCCGCCAUUGGACUCUGGAGCAGUGGAAACGUGUUCUCUGGAGUGAUGAAUCACGCUUCACCAUCUGGCAGUCUGACGGACUAAUCUGGGUUUGGCGGAUGCCAGGUGAACGCUACAUGCCCCAAUGCAUAGUGCCAACUGUAAAGUUUGGUGGAGGAGGAAUAAUGGUCUGGGGCUGUUUUUCAUGGUUCCAGUGAAUGUUCCAGUGAAUGGAAAUCUUAAUGCUACAGUAUACAAUGACAAUCUAGACGAUUCUGUGCUUCCAACUUUGUGGCAACAGUUUGGGGAAGGCCCUUUCCUGUUUCAGCAUGACAAUGCCCCCGUGCACAAAGUGAGGUCCAUACAGAAAUGGUUUGUCAAGAUCGGUGUGGAAGAACUUGACUGGCCUGCACAGAGCCUUGACCUCAACCCCCUCGAACACCUUUGAGAUUAAUUGGAACGCCGACAGCGAGCCAGGCCUAAUAGCCCAGCAUCAAUGCCCGACCUCACUAAUGCUCUUGUGGCUGAAUGGAAGCAAGUCCCCCCAGCAAGGUUCCAACAUCUAGUGGAAAUCCUUCCCAGAAGAGUGGAGUCUGUUAUAGCAGCAAAGGGGGGACCAACUCCAUAUUAAUGCCCAUUAUUUCGGAAUGAGAUGUUCAACAAGCAGGUGUCCAUAUACUUUUGGUAAUGUAGUGUAGACGGAUGGGUUAUUUAGCAACAAAACCAAUGUGUGCGCAAUCCUGGGGCAAAACAGACUGGGUUGGCUUAGAAUCAAAGGAUUGUUAUCAACAUGUAAACUAUAUUUCCUCUCCAAAUUGAUUGAAAACAGAAAUACAUUUUCACAUUGAGGACAUCUCUCAAAUGCAUCAUUACAGUUGUCGGUUAGCUAGCUAGCAAAUGUUUUGCCAUAUUGGCAUAGACGUGACAUGAGUCAAAACUCCUCAAAACAAGACAUGGUAUCAAUAUCAAGAUACAACAAGCUGAAACGAGCCACCUGCGAUUCCCCACAUGGCAGCUUCUUGUCAUUGUUGCUAGCUAUCUGUCCAUCCAGAAUCAUAACAACGCAUGGCCUUCUGCGAUGCACAUGCAUCGUUUUCAUGACUUUGUCAGGCAACCCGAAUAUAGAUUUUAUGGAUAGUGAGUGAGUCCUUUCUAGGUCCAGACAUGCAUGUACUUUCUUUGUGACUUUGGAUUAAACAUAGUCACUUCAAAGAAUCCAACCAUUAUGGUCCCUUUAUAUUCGUCUUAACCAUUUAAUCAGGAAAUUAAUUGACUAAAAUACUUUUAGAUUGGUCAUUGUUCUGCAUCUGGCCAUCAAACACCUGUUUUGAGUGUUCUUUUCUGUGGAGUACUUUGAUUGCAGAAGCUGACACAGAGACUGCUCCUGUCAGACUGUUGUCAACCAACAGCUUCUGACUGAGCAUGUCAAACAGCUUUCUACUCUGUCAGCAACAGUGCGUUUUUAAGUUUGAAAUCCCCUCCUGACAUAAAACAUCAGUGCUGGCUUAGAACUAGAUAGAAGGUUAAUGGGAAGCUUAGGUUUUGAAACAUUAUCUUGUCUAUAACUACGGAAGCCCUGAAGCCCAAGGCAAACAAAAUCAAUAAAACGUAGACUCUUGGAAUUAUUUCGUUUGAACGACUUAGUAUCUCGUUAUAUAUAUUUUUUUACUACGUCGUUCAGAUGAGAUACUAAGUCGUUUAAAAGAGAUAUUAAGUCGUUUGAACAACUUAAUUGUUAUUUUGUCUAAUUAGGCCACAUUUUUGUUAUGCAGCUUGUCAGACCGUGUAACGGUUGCUGCAGCCAUUCAUUCACAGAUUCCAUCCAUUUAUAUGAUUAUUUAUUGACAGUUCUUUGAUAGCCUAAAGCAGGGCUGCUUUUAAUGCCAGAGUAUAUAAGUGGGCGAGUGUGAACGAAGGAGGAGAGUGUAAUUCGAGCAGAUUUAAAAAAUGUUGUCGGCCUUCUCUCCCGCUCCAAUUUCGCUCUGGUACUGCUCAACCACAAGCUCUGGGCAUGCUCUGCCUAGCAUUUUUAAUUUCCUUUAUCACUAUUCUUUUAAUUAGGCCUAUCCGGUUGUAAUUAUUUAGCUUACCCCACCCAAAGUAACAUAUACAGUGGGGAAAAAAAGUAUUUAGUCAGCCACCAAUUGUGCAAGUUCUCCCACUUAAAAAGAUGAGAGAGGCCUGUAAUUUUCAUCAUAGGUACACGUCAACUAUGACAGAAAAAAUGAGAAAAAAAAUACAGAAAAUCACAUUUAGGAUUUUUAAUUAAUUUAUUUGCAAAUUAUGGUGGAAAAUAAGUAUUUGGUCAAUAACAAAAGUUUCUCAACACUUUGUUAUAUACCCUUUGUUGGCAAUGACACAGGUCAAACGUUUUCUGUAAGUCUUCACAAGGUUUUCACACACUGUUGCUUAUAUUUUGGCCCAUUCCUCCAUGCAGAUCUCCUCUAGAGCAGUGAUGUUUUGGGGCUGUCGCUGGGCAACACGGACUUUCAACUCCCUCCAAAGAUUUUCUAUGGGGUUGAGAUCUGGAGACUGGCUAGGCCACUCCAGGACCUUGAAAUGCUUCUUACGAAGCCACUCCUUCGUUGCCCGGGCGGUGUGUUUGGGAUCAUUGUCAUGCUGAAAGACCCAGCCACGUUUCAUCUUCAAUGCCCUUGCUGAUGGAAGGAGGUUUUCACUUAAAAUCUCACGAUACAUGGCCCCAUUCAUUCUUUCCUUUACACGGAUCAGUCGUCCUGGUCCCUUUGCAGAAAAACAGCCCCAAAGAAUGAUGUUUCCACCCCCAUGCUUCACAGUAGGUAUGGUGUUCUUUGGAUGCAACUCAGCAUUCUUUGUCCUCCAAACACGACGAGUUGAGUUUUUACCAAAAAGUUAUAUUUUGGUUUCAUCUGACCAUAUGACAUUCUCCCAAUCCUCUUCUGGAUCAUCCAAAUGCACUCUAGCAAACUUCAGACGGGCCUGGACAUGUACUGGCUUAAGCAGGGGGACACGUCUGGCACUGCAGGAUUUGAGUCCCUGGCGGCGUAGUGUGUUACUGAUGGUAGGCUUUGUUACUUUGGUCCCAGCUCUCUGCAGGUCAUUCACUAGGUCCCCCCGUGUGGUUCUGGGAUUUUUGCUCACCGUUCUUGUGAUCAUUUUGACCCCACGGGGUGAGAUCUUGCGUGGAGCCCCAGAUCGAGGGAGAUUAUCAGUGGUCUUGUAUGUCUUCCAUUUCCUAAUAAUUGCUCCCACAGUUGAUUUCUUCAAACCAAGCUGCUUACCUAUUGCAGAUUCAGUCUUCCCAGCCUGGUGCAGGUCUACAAUUGUGUUUCUGGUGUCCUUUGACAGCUCUUUGGUCUUGGCCAUAGUGGAGUUUGGAGUGUGACUGUUUGAGGUUGUGGACAGGUGUCUUUUAUACUGAUAACAAGUUCAAACAGGUGCCAUUAAUACAGGUAACGAGUGGAGGACAGAGGAGGCUCUUAAAGAAGAAGUUACAGGUCUGUGAGAGCCAGAAAUCUUGCUUGUUUGUAAGUGACCAAAUACUUAUUUUCCACCAUAAUUUCCAAAUAAAUUCAUUAAAAAUCCUACAAUGUGAUUUUCUGGAUUUUCUUUCCUCAAUUUGUCUGUCAUAGUUGACGUGUACCUAUGAUGAAAAUUACAGGCCUCUCUCAUCUUUUUAAGUGGGAGAACUUGCACAAUUGGUGGCUGACUAAAUAAUUUGUUCGCCACUGUAUCUAUACCGAACUGAAAUAUUAACACAACAUGCAACAAUUUCUAAGAUUUUACUGAGUUACAGUUCAAUCAACUGAAAUUAACUAAUUAGGCCCUAAUCUAUUUCACAUGACUGGGAAUACAGAUAUGCAUAUGUUGGUCACAGAUACCUUUAAAAAAAGGUAGGGGCGUCCAUCCAAAAACCAGUAAGUAUCUGGUGUGACCACCAUUUGCCUCGUGCAGCGCAACACAUCUUCUUCGCUUAGAGUUGUUCAGGCUGUGAUUGUGGCCUGUGGAAUGUUGUCCCACUCCUCUUGAAUGGCUGUGCGAAGUUGCUGUAUAUUGGCGGGAACUGGAACACGCUGUCGUACACGUCAAUCCAAAGCAUCCCAAACAUGCUCAAUGUACCAUCUAAACCGUUGUGAAAUAUAUUUUUCUUUUUGAAUCUAGUGUACAAAACCGAAAGUAAAAACUUAAGAAUGGGAAGCAUAGAAAUAGUACACAUAGAACAUAUCUACCGCUUCUUAGACUUGCUUUCAAGUCGAAUGAUAGAUCUAUAACUCUCAUUUCUAUGUGAAUUUGGUCAGGUCACCCAUAAAGUUACAUAUUGCCAUUUUAAUUAAGCUAAAAUAUCAUAAAUAAAUCAUACAUAAUAAAGGACAGUAUCAGCUUCUUUUCAUAAAGAAAAGGGAAUAAAUCAUCUCAAACUGCAGCAGUCAAAUGAUUUACGCACAGAAGGAAGGACCAACUAACUUCACAUGUGCAUUGAGCUUGGGAAAUGCGCUCUACAAAUGAAAUAUUACUAUUACUGAUAUUAUAAAGACAGAAGAAUACACAAGGGAGGCACUGUUACUGUACAAUACUACACUGUCUAUAAAACGUAAGUACUCAGGCAACUGAAUGAUCAGAUGUUCUAUAUGAGACUAACUACAAACCCCACAAAACAGCUUUAGGCUGUAAUCGAACAGACUGUCACAGAGGGCAAUGGUGAUAUUGCCAAUAGAGAACACAGAUUAUUGGUGUGUAAAAACAGCGCCGCACUGGUAAUCUGCAGUCCCUAAAAUACUGUUUAAUUAUCAAAAUCCCCAAAGGGACAGGACCAAUCUUCUUUGCGACAUCAGACCAGGUUUAUCAGAAGGCAUGAAGAUCACUGCUUGGCUUCAAAUGCCCUGAUUUAAUAAAUGUGCCCCUAAUUAGACAUUAGUUAAACUUCUUCCCGCUAAUGAAAACAACUCCACAAAGCAUUAUUGUCCAAAUAAUCCGUGCACACCUCAGAAUAAUUUUGCCCAGUAGGUGGCUUUUGACUCCUGGUAGCCUAAUUGGUCUGUGUCCGAAUAGUAAAGUAGUCAUAUAUUUUGUAUUAUUAUUAUUACUGCCACUACUGCAUGAGGCUAUAAAACUGCAACGAUUUAUUUUGCAACCUGUCCGCCAAAUCCAUCCAUUACGCACGGUUCUCCCUCUCAAUCGCUCCUUCUCAAGGAUGCUUUCAGAUCAAUAUUUUUUGCUUUGCUUUAUCAUCAAAUGAAUAGGUUUUUGUCAUUGGUGCUAUUGAAACUCGGAUAGCUUCCUUAUGUUUCAGUAAACCAUUAGCCAACACUUCAAAGAUUAAGCGUGAAUGUUUACUAUCUCUUUAUUUUAUUUGGGUGAUUAAAUGUAUCUUUUCCUGUUAUUGUGAACGGUAGGCUAUAACAAGUUAAACCUUUCAAUUGAAAGCCUAUCACAAACCUCUUUUGUAGGCGAUUGUUCGCAGUAUACACCAGCCUAUUAUCUCUGAAGUUCAUUAAUUUAUGGGUGAUGGAUACUUUAACUGUACGUUUAGGCUACUGUUAAAGCGCUCACAUAGGCUCUACAUUGAUUCUAUUGAUGGAAAACGGUUGUUUACCUCUUGUGUCGCACACACUUCAUUCAACAUUUCAUUCUAGCUCACAAUCAAGGACGGCGGUGUAUUCCCUCCAGCAGUGAAGUGUAGGCCUAUGACUAUGUAGCCUUGUGACACUAUCAUACUGGACUCUGUGCUGGUCCCUACUUAAAUGUUUUUUGAAAUAGUAUCCACACACGGUGGCGCCUUCAUCUCAAUGUAUUUUUAGAUUUUAGGCUUUCCAAAUAUAUUCCAUUCUCCUUUCGCUUGUUUGUAUUGUGGCUAUAUUCCCACUAAUAUUCCUUUAUGUAAUUAAGCUUUGACAUGUAUAUUUUUCUGUCUUUGUAUUAAUAAUAAUCAUAUGUAAUUUGUAGAGCGCAUUUCCCAAGCUCAAUGCACAUGUGAAGCUUGUUGUUGGUUGUUUCUGUGCUCAAAUCAUUUGACCGCUGCAGUUUGAGAUGAUUUAUUCCCUUUUCUUUAUGAAAAGAAGCUGAUACUGUCCUUUAUUAUUUAUGGUUUAUUUAUGAUAUUUUAGCUUCAUUAAAUUGAUUUAUAUUAUGAUUUUUUUAUUCCAAGAGAAACUAAAAUACUGUUUACAGUAGCCUAUGUAUUGCCUGCCUAAAACAUCUGUUAAUAUAUUUGAAGUCCUAGAAAAAAAUAGAAACGAUAUAUCUUAAUGUUAGAAAGUAGAAUAUAAACAAGAUUUAGGCUACUGUGGUGGGGUAGGCUAAAUAAUUACCACCGAAUAGGCCUAAUUAAAAGAAUAGUGAUAAAGGAAAUAAAAAAUGCUAGGCAGAGCAUGCCCAGAGCUUGUGGCUGAGCAGUACCAGAGCCAAAUUGAAGGCCAACAUAAUUUUUUUAUCUGCUCAAUUAUGCUCUGCUCCUCACUCCACACACGCCCACUUACAUGCUCUGUCAUUCAAAAGCAGCCCUACUUUAGGUUAUCAAAGAACUGUCAAUGAAUAAUUAUAUCAAUGAAUGGAAUCAGUGAAUAAAUGGCUGCAGCAACCAUUACAGCACUAAUGUGUUGUGAAAUCUGUUGUGAAUGUAUUGUAAUGUUUUUAAAUUGUAUAACUGCCUUCAUUUUGCUGGAUCCCAGGAAGAGUAGCUGCUGCCGUGGCAGGAUUCAUUCACUGACAAGCUGCAGAACAAAUUAGGCCUAAUUAGACAAAAUAACAAUUAAGUCAUUCAAACAAGAUACUAAGUUGUUUGAACAACUUAUUAUCUCUUUUGAACGACUUAGUAUCUUGUUUGAAUGACUGAGUAUAUUAUGUUUUUACAUUCCAUACUUCCAUACUAUUAUAUUUUACUGCAAAGGUUUGAAAAUCUGUUUUAUGUCUUGAACUCAACGUUUACUUCGCUGCCAUCUUGUGUUUAUUGCUCGUUAUUACAUUAGGAGAAAUCACCAUGCAAAAACUACAGUGCCUGGGAGAAGAUGCAAAAACUGAACAAUUUAUUAAUUGAACAGUGAGCACCGUCAUAAAUAUGCCAAUCACCAAUGUCUUUCCUUGUCAUGCCAAGCAUGACCAUUGGUUUUACUGUAAUGUUAUGACCAGAUGUGGAACCUGUGUCUCUCAGGGAGCUGGAGGAGUAUGUGGACCAUCUGAGGAGAGACUCGUCCUCUGGCAAAGGUCAGCUGUCAGUCACCCUCAGGGACGUGGAGGAGGGAGCUGUCAACCUCAGGAGGGUGGGAGAGUCCUUAGCUGGACUUAAAGGUGAGCACUGUCUGGGGCUGCUGCUAGAGGUUAGCACAUCAUUGACCACAGGUAGAAGACGUUCAAGUGAUUGAGUUACCAAUAGCAGGAGGUACUCCAUAGCCACAGUAGCAGCAUUAAUCAUAUACAACCUGUGGAUAACCACAGUCAGUUCUGUAAUGUUUUAAGAUACAGUACCAGUCAAAAGAUUGGACACACCUACUCAUUCAAGGGUUUUUCUUUAUUUUAAAAAUGUUUUACUUUGUAGAAUAAUAGUGAAGACAUCAAAACUAUUAAAUAACACUUAGGGAAUCAUGUAGUAACCAAAAAAUUGUUAAACAAAUCAAAAUAUAUUUUAUAUUUGAGAUUCUUCAAAUAGCCACCUUUUGCCUUGAUGACAGCUUUGCACACUCUUGGCAUUCUCUCAAUCAGCUUCACCUGGAAUGCUUUUCCAACAGUCUUGAAGGAGUUCCCACCUAUGCUGAGUACUUGUUGGCUGCUUUUCCUUCACUCUGCUGUCCGACUCAUUCCAAACCAUCUCAAUUGGGUUGAGGUCAGGGGAUUGUGGAGGCCAGGUCAUCUGAUGCAGCACUCCAUCACUCUCCUUCUUGGUCAAAUAGCCCUUACACAGGCUGGAGGUGUGUUGGGUCAUUGUCCUGUUGAAAAACAAAUGAUAGUCCCACUAAGCCAGAUGGGAUGGCGUAUCGCUGCAGAAUGCUGUGGUAGCCAUGCUUGUUAAGUGUGCCUUGAACUCUAAAUAAAUCACUGACAGUGUCACCAGAAAAGCACCCCCACACCCCCACACCAUAACACCUCCUCCUCCAUGCUUUACGGUGGGAACUACACAUGCGGAGAUCGUCCGUUCACCAACACCGCGUCUCACAAAGACAUGGCGGUUGGAACCAAUAAUCUCCAAUUUGGACUCCAGACCAAAGGACACAUUUCCACCGGUCUAAUGUCCAUUGCUCGUGUUUCUUGGCCCUAGCAGGUCUCUUCUUCUUAUUGGUGUCCUUUAGUAGUGGUUUCUUUGCAGCAAUUCAACCAUGAAGGCCUGAUUCACACAGUUCCCUCUGAACAGUUGAUGUUGAGAUGUGUCUGUUACUUGAACUCUGUGUAGCAUUUAUUUGGGCUGCAAUUUCUGAGGCUGGCAACUCUAAUAAACGUAUCCUCUGCAGCAGAGGUAACUCUGGGUCUUCCAUUCCUGUGGCGGUCCUCAUGAGAGCCGUACCUUCAGGCUCUGAUCAGUCCCUACACCCAAACGAGGGCAUUGCGUUCAUCCACCUCUGGCCUGCUGGCUCCCCUUCCUCUGCGGAAGCAUAGUUCCCGCUCAGCCCAGUCAAAACUGUUCGCUGCUCUGGCACCCCAAUGGUGGAACAAGCUCCCUCACGACGCCAGGACAGCGGAGUCACUCACCACCUUCCGGAGACAUUUGAAACCCCACCUCUUUAAGGAAUACCUGGGAUAGGAUAAAGUAAUCCUUCUACCCCCCCCAAAAAAAAAUUAAAAAAAAAAAAAAAAAUAGAAAAUUGUAAAGUGGUUAUCCCACUGGCUAUAGGGUGAAUGCACCAAUUUGUAAGUCGCUCUGGAUAAGAGCGUCUGCUAAAUGACGUAAAUGUAAAUGUAAAUGUAAGCCAGUUUCAUCAUAGCGCUUGAUGGUUUUUGUGACUGCACGUGAAGAAACUUUCAAAGUUCUUGACAUUUUCCGGAUUGACUGACCAUGUCUUUGCUUAUUUGAGCUGUUCUUGCCAUAAUAUGGACUUGGUCUUUUACCAAAUAGGGCUAUCUUCUGUAUAGCCCCCCCCCCCCCCCCCCCCCCCCCCCCCCCACCUUGUCACAACACAACUGAUUGGCUCAAACGCAUUAAGAAGGAAAGAAAUUCCACAAAUUAACUUUUAAGGAGGCACACCUGUUAAUUGAAAUGCAUUCCAGGUGACUACCUCAUGAAGCUGGUUGAGAGAAUGCCAAGAGUGUGCAAAGCUGUCAUCAAGGCAAAGGGUGGCUAUUUGAAGAAUCUCAAAUAUAAAAUAUAUUUUGAUUUGUUUAACACUUUUCUGGUUACUACAUGAUUCCAUAUGUGUUAUUUCAUAGUUUUGAUGUCUUCACUGUUAUUCUACAAUGUAAAAAAAAAUCUAAAAUAAAGAAAAACCCUUGAAUGAGUAGGUGUGUCCAAACUUUUGACUGGUAGUGUAUGUGAAGGGUAAGAAAGGACACCGUGGAUAGCUGAUGCUUCGUCGAUGUGUGACAACUUUAGGAUUUAUGGUCCCUCCCUCCUCCACUACCUCCCUCCCCUCUGUCAGGUGAGUUCCCAAGCCUACAUGGGAAGAUGCGGACGGUGCUGUGUGUGGAGGUGGAGGCGGUGCGCUUCCUGAAGGAGGAGCCUCAAAAGAUGGACAGCAUGCUUAAGAGGGUCAAAGCCCUGACAGAGGCUCUCAGCGGUCUCAGAAGGUACAUGCUGACCCUGUAUAUCAUCCAGGACAUGUAAGAGGAUGACUAUAAAGUAAUGCUGUGUUCCCUUCAGAUGUGUCACAGAGAAUCAUCCUCAUGAUCCCAAGCCUGGAGCAGCCAAAGCAGCCACAGCAGAGGGGGGUGUAAAGCCUGCCAUUGACCAGUCUGAACCCCCCCGGAAGAAUCUCCCCACAAUGGAAUCUCCCAAACCUCAGCCCAGGACCUCUGUCAGACCCCCCCAGCCCCAGGUCAAGAACCCUGCAGGCAGGCCAGACACGGCCUCCACCUCACCUGACGUCGUCCACCGUGUGAAGAGCUCUCCCAUCAACAUGCAGCCGUGUCAGCACUUAGCGGCUCUGCCACACCACCACCCCAGCCCCCCACUGACUCCCACCCACGGCCGAGACUCCCCCACCGUGGCCAAGGUCAGUCCCCGCAGCCGGGAGAACAGCCCAGCCCUGCAGAAGAGAAUGGUCCCCUGGUGCGGCGAUGGACCGGCACCCAUGGCCAGCAGCACUGAGACCACCACACAACCACCUGGCUCAGAGGAGAUCCACACCAACAGUGGCAGCAUCAAACACAUAGUCAUGGACAUUGAGGUAGUCAUAGUCAGUCUGAUAAUCCUAGUAAUUAUUUAAUUGUCUGUAAAAACACAUAGAACACAUAGAAUUUUUUUUUACUUUCAAUGGAGAUUCUUUUUAGUCUAAGACUGGACUUAAUCUGGGUCCAGGAAACUUGCUCAAGGUGGCUGAGUUGAGAUGAAGAAUGUCUUUAAAACUGAGAUGACUGUUACUUACUGUGUAAUGUAAUAUAGACCACACUAUCACUCAAGAUGAUUAAACAGAGCACUCUGCCAGUUCUCAGUAAAUCUCAGUAAAGCGCAUCUACAUUUCUGAUCGGUAGGCAUUGAGACGUCUGGUCCUCUCUCUUUUCCACCCCACAGGCUGCAGAGAGAGAGAGGGACCUGGAGGAGGGGAGGUCAUCACAGAACUCAGCAGCCACCUCUGCUGGGAGUGAGUUUGAACAGAUUCUCCAGGAGGCCCAGGCCAGCCUGAUGAGGGCCAUACCCGACCUGGAGGUGACUGAGACAGGGAGGAGGGAGGCUCAGUCCUCCCCUCCACCCCUAGCUCCAGACCAUCCAUCUCUCCCCCAGCCUCUCCCAGACCCAGAGCUGCCCCUCAACACUCCACUGCAAGACGAAGUAGAUGCCCCUCAACCUACUGAGGCACCUCUUCCAGGUAAGAAACUAUGGAAGUUAAUAGACCCAUUAAAUUGUUGGAAGCAUCAAGAUUACCAGUGUGCUGUAAUUUUUCUUAUUUUUGUAAGAAACUCUGGAAGGACGCAGAAUGCAGAACUAUUGUACAAACUGGCUGCUUUUUCAUCAUCCCCAAACAAAACUAAAGGUGUAAUCAUAAUGAUACAUAAGGAAUGUGGAAAUCACCAUCUUGGGUAAAGGCGAAGACCAAGAAGGCAGAAUCACUCUCCUUAAAUGUAUCCAUAAUGGAAAGAAAAUUGCCUUUAUUAAUGUGUAUGCUCCAAAUUUAUAUGAUCCUACAUUUUUAUUAUUCGCGGAACAGCAUAUUGUUAGAAUGAACUUAAUUCCAUCUGGUUAUUGGGACAGACAUGAAUGCCAUUUUGGACAUGCGGGACAAAUCUAAUAAGACUAACUACAAUCUACACGUGACCAAGGCUCUCCAACAUAUACUCUCUAAUUACAACCUCAAUGAUGCCUGGCGAGCACAAAAUCCAAAAGCAAAUGAGUAAAUGUUAUACGCAAACAGGCAUAAAACAUAUCCUGAAUCGAUUUUAUAUAAUGUAUCUACACCUCUAUUUUCUAAAAUUAAGAAAAUAGAAAGUCGACAUAUGAGUUUGUCCGAUCACCACGCCUACUACUGCCAAUUACAAAUGUCAGAUUCUCCUCCCUUUAAGAGUGUGCUAAUCUCAGCUCGUUACCUGUAUAAAAGACACCUGGGAGCCAGAAAUCUUUCUGAUUGAGAGGGGGUCAAAUACUUAUUUCCCUCAUUAAAAUGCAAAUCAAUUUAUAACAUUUUUGACAUGCGUUUUUCUGGAUUUUUUUGUUGUUAUUCUGUCUCUCACUGUUCAGAUAAACCUACCAUUAAAAUUAUAGACUGAUCAUUUCUUUGUCAGUGGGCAAACGUACAAAAUCAGCAGGGGAUCAAAUACUUUUUUCUCUCACUGUACAGUCGUGGUCAAAAGUUUUGAGAAUGACACAAGUAUUUGUCUUCACAAAGUUCGCUGCUUCAGUGUUAUGAGAUAUUUUUGUCAGAUGUUACUAUGGUAUACUGAAGUAUAAUUACAAGCAUUCCAUAAGUGUCAAAGGCUUUUAUUGACAAUUACAUUAAGUUUAUGCAAAGAGUCAAUAUUUGCAGUGUUGACCCUUCUUUUUCAAGACCUCUGCAACCCGCCCUGGCAUGCUGUCAAUUAACUUCUGGGCCACAUCCUGACUGAUGGCAGCCCAUUCUUGCAUAAUCAAUGCUUGGAGUUUGUCAGAUUUUGUAGGUUUUUGUUUGUCCACCCGCCUCUUGAGGAUCGACCACAAGUUCUCAGUGGGAUUAAGGUCUGGGGAGUUUCCUGGCCAAAAUGUCUAUGUUUUGUUCCCUGAGCCACUUAGUUAUCACUUUUGCCUUAUGGCAAGGUGCUCCAUCAUGCUGGAAAAGGCAUUGGUCGUCACCAAACUGUUCUUGGAUGGUUGGGAGAAGUUUCUCUCGGAGGAUGUGUUGGUACCAUUCUUUAUUCAUGGAUGUGUUCUUAGGCAAAAUUGUGAGUGAGCCCACUCCCUUGGCUGAGAAGCAACCCCACACAUGAAUGGUCUCAGGAUGCUUUACUGUUGGCAUGACACAGGACUGAUGGUAGCGCUCACCUUGUCUUCUCCGGACAAGGUGUUUUCCGGAUGCCCCAAACAAUCGGAAAGGUGAUUCAUCAGAGAAAAUAACUUUACCCCAGUCCUCAGCAGUCCAAUCCCUGUACCUUUUGCAAAAUAUCAGUCUGUCCCUGAUGUUUUCCUGGAGAGAAGUGGCUUCUUUGCUGCCCUUCUUGUCACCAGGCCAUCCUCCAAAACAUCUUUGCCUCACUGUGCGUGCAGAUGCACUCACAACUGCCUGCUGCCAUUCCUGAGCAAGCUCUGCACUGGUGGUGCCCCGAUCCCACAGCUGAAUCAACUUUAGGAGACGGUCCUGGCGCUUGCUGGACUUCCUUGGGCGCCCGCUGGACUUUCUUGGGCGCCCUGACGCCUUCUUCACAACAAGUUCUUGAUGUUCCGAUAAAUGGUUGAUUUAGGUGCAAUCUUAAUAGCAGCAAUAUCCUUGCCUGUGAAGCCCUUUUUGUGCAAAGCAAUGAUGACGGCACGUGUUUCCUUGCAGGUAACCAUGGUUAACAGAGGAAGAACAAUGAUUUCAAGCACCACCCUCCUUUUAAAGCUUCCAGUCUGUUAUUCUAACUCAAUCAGCAUGACAGAGUGAUCUCCAGCCUUGUCCUCGUCAACAACAAGAGAAUCACUGACAUGAUGGCAGCUGGUCCUUUUGUGGCAGGGCUGAAAUGCAGUGGAAAUGUUUCUUUGGGAUUAAGUUCAUUUUCAUGGCAAAGAGGGACUUUGCAAUUAAUUGCAAUUCAUCUGAUCACUCUUCAUGACAUUCUGGAGUGUAUGCAAAUUGCCAUCAUCAAAACUGAGGCAGCAGACUUUGUGAAAAUUAGUAUGUGUGUCAUUCUCAAAACUUUUGACCACGACUGUAGUUCUGUCCUUGAGCUGUUCUUGUCUAUUAAUGUUCUGUAUUAUGUCAUGUUUCAUGUUUUAUGUGGACCGACCCCAGGAAGAGUAGCUGCUGCUUUCGCAACAGCUAACGGGGAUCCUAACAAAGUACCAAAUACAGUGAGGGAAAAAAGUAUUUGAUCCCCUGCUGAUUUUGUACGUUUGCCCACUGACAAAGAAAUGAUCAGUCUAUAAUUUUAAUGGUAGGUUUAUCUGAACAGUGAGAGACAGAAUAACAACAAAAAAAUCCAGAAAAACGCAUGUCAAAAAUGUUAUAAAUUGAUUUGCAUUUUAAUGAGGGAAAUAAGUAUUUGACCCCCUCUCAAUCAGAAAGAUUUUUGGCUCCCAGGUGUCUUUUAUACAGGUAACGAGUUAAGAUUAGGAUCACACUCUUAAAGGGAGACACCUGUCCACAGAAGCAAUCAAUCAGAUUCCAAACUCUCCACCAUGGCCAAGACCAAAGAGCUCUCCAAUGAUGUAGACCUACACAAAGCUGGAAUGGGCUACAAGACCAUCGCCAAGCAGCUUGGUGAGAAGGUGACAACAGUUGGUGCGAUAAUUUGCAAAUGGAAGAAACACAAAAUAACUGUCAAUCUCCCUCGGCCUGGGGCUCCAUGCAAGAUCUCACCUCGUGGAGUUGCAAUGAUCAUGAGAACGGUGAGGAAUCAGCCCAGAACUACACGGGAGGAUCUUGUCAAUGAUCUUAAGGCAGCUGGGACCAUAGUCACCAAGAAAACAAUUGGUAACACACUACGCCGCGAAGGACUGAAAUCCUGCAGCGCCCGCAAAGUCCCCCUGCUCAAGAAAGCACAUAUACAGGCCCGGCUGAAGUUUGCCAAUGAACAUCUGAAUGAUUUAGAGGAGAACUGGGUGAAAGUGUUGUGGUCAGAUGAGACCAAAAUGGAGCUCUUUGGCAUCAACUCAACUCGCCGUGUUUGGAGGAGGAGGAAUGCUGCCUAUGACCCCAAGAACACCAUCCCCACCGUCAAACAUGGAGGUGGAAACAUUAUGCUUUGGGGGUGUUUUUCUGCUAAGGGGACAGGACAACUUCACCGCAUCAAAGGGACGAUGGACGGGGCCAUGUACCGUCAAAUCUUGGGUGAGAACCUCCUUCCCUCAGCCAGGGCAUUGAAAAUGGGUUGUGGAUUGGUAUUCCAGCAUGACAAUGACCCAAAACACACGGCCAAGGCAACAAAGGAGUGGCUCAAGAAGAAGCACAUUAUGGUCCUGGAGUGGCCUAGCCAGACUCCAGACCUUAAUCCCAUAGAAAAUCUGUGGAGGAAACUAAAUGUUCGAGUUGCCAAACGUCAGCCUCGAAACGUUAAUGACUUGGAGAAGAUCUGCAAAGAGGAGUGGGACAAAAUCCCUCCUGAGAUGUGUGCAAACCUCGUGGCCAACUACAAGAAACGUCUGACCUCUGUGAUUGCCAAAAAGGGUUUUGCCACCAAGUACUAAGUCAUGUUUUGCAGAGGGGUCAAAUACUUAUUUCCCUCAUUAAAAUGCAAAUCAAUUUAUAACAUUUUUGACAUGCGUUUUUCUGGAUUUUGUUGUUGUUAUUCUGUCUCUCACUGUUCAAAUAAACCUACCAUUAAAAUUAUAGACUGAUCAUGUCUUUGUCAGUGGGCAAACGUACAAAGAGUACUCCAUCCUCUACUUAUGGAAUCCCAAUCGUUUACCAUUUUAAAUAUUUGGGAGUAGAUAUAUUUCCUUCCUUAGAUAAAACCAUUGCCAGAAACUUUAACAGAACACACAAAUCAAUUCAAUCCGACAGUAGAUGGACUAACAUCCCAGUUGCUGUGAACUGCAGAAUAUCAAUUGUCAAAAUGAGUAUAUUGCCAAGGCUGAAUUUCUGUAGUUCAAUGCUUCCCAUGUCUCCCCCUUCUGGCUAUUGGGAUGAAAUUCAUAGUGCGGUUUUAAAAUUGAUAUGGAAAGGUAAACGAUCCCAGAUAAAAUUAACAAACUUACAAAGAGGGAAAGACGUAAGAGGACUAACCGUACCAAACUUUAAAUUGUAUUUCCAGGCAUUAGCAUUUAAUCUAUCCUAAAUAGUUUAGACAUGAUUCUUCCCACCCCUGGCUGAGUAUAGAGAGAAAUAUGGUGUCUCCUAAUGCCCUGGAAGAGGUGGUCUUCACUGAUAUAUCCCUUAAACAAUGUAAACUACGCUUUGGUCCUAUAAUUGCUCCCACAAUUUAUAUUUGGUGCAAAGAUUUUAAACAUUGUAACUGGGAAUCAAAAUGGCAUGCCCAUACUCCAAUAUGUCACAAUAAUGCCUUGGGAUCUGGAGGGCGACCUUUUGCAUCCCCCCAAUGGUCCAAAUGUGGAAUCCGUACCCUUGCCGAUAUCAUGGACAGUAAUGGUUUGAGAACAUUCCAAGAUUUGAAAGACACAUACACAUUACCAGGCAACUCCUUUUUUCUAUAUUUACAACUUAAGUUAGCUACAGUGCCUUCAGAAAGUAUUCAUACCCCUUGACUUAUUCCACAUUUUGUUGUGUUACAGCCUGAAUUCAAAAUGGAUUAAAUAGAUUUAGUUUCUCACCCAUCUACAUAGAAUACCCCAUAAUGGGCUCCCGAGUGGCGCAGCGGUCUAAGGCACUGCAUCUCAGUGCUUGAGGCAUCACUACAAACCCCCUGGUUCGAUUCCAGGCUGUAUCACAACCGGCCGUGAUUGGGAGUCCCAUAGGGCGGCGCACAAUUGGCCCAGCGUCGUCCGGGUUUGGCUGGUGUAGGCCAUCAUUGUAAAUAAGAAUUUGUUCUUAACUGACUUGCCUAGUUAAAUAAACAAUAAUAAAAAAAUGACUUAGAACACCUACUCAUUCAAGGGUUGUUCUUUAUUUUCUACAUUGUAGAAUAAUAGUGAAGACAUCAAAACUAUGAAAUAACACAUAUGGAAUCAUGUAGUAGCCAAAAAAGUGUUAAACAAAUCAAAAUUAUAUUUUAUAUUUGAGAUUCUUCAAAUAGCCACCUUUUGCCUUGAUGACAGCUUUGCACACUCUUGGCAUUCUCUCAACCAGCUUCAUGAAGUAGUCACCUGGAAUGCAUUUCAAUUAACAGGUGUGCUUAACACUUUUUUGUUUACCACGUGAUUCCAUAUGUGUUAUUUCAUAGUUUUGAUGUCUUCACUAUUAUUCUACAAUGUAGAAAAUAGUAAAAAUAAUGAAAAUCCUUUGAAUGAGUAGGUGUUCUAAAACUUUUGACCGGUAUUGUAAGUAUUCACACCCCAGCCAAUACUUUGUAGAAGCACCUUUGGCAGUGAUUACAGCUGUGAGUCUUUCUGGGUAAGUCUCUAAGAGCUUUCCACACCUGGAUUGUGCAACAUUUGCUCAUUAUUCUUUUCAAAAUUCUUCAAGCUUUGUCAAAUUGCUAGACAGCGAUGUGCGAUGUUCAGAUCAUGCCAUAGAUUUUCAAGUAGAUUUAAUUCUAAACUGUAACUCGGCCACUCGGGAACAUUCACUGUCUUCUUGGCUCCAGUGUAGAUUGUGUUUUAGGUUAUUGUCCUGCUGAAAGGUGAGGUCAUCUCCCAGUGUCUGCUGGACAGCAGACUGAACCAGGUUUUCCUCUAGGAUUUUGCCUGUGCUUAGCUCCAUUCCAUAAUUUUUUAUCCUGAAAAACUCCCCAGUCCUUAAUGAUUACAAGCAUACCCAUAGCAUGAUGCAGCCACCACUAUGCUUUAAGUGGUAGCUUAGUGGUUAAGAGCGUUGUGCCAGUAACCGAAAGGUCGCUGGUUCUAAUCCCCAAGCCAACUAGGUGAAAAAUAUAUAUAUAUAUAUAUAUGGGGAGUGGUACUCAGUAAUGUGUUGUAUUGGAUUUGCCCGAAAACAUAACACUUGUAUUCAGGACAAAAAGUAAAUUGGUUUGCCACAUUUUUUGCAGUAUUACUUUAGUGCCUUGUUGCGAACAGGAUGUUCAGAAUGUUUUUAUUAUGUACAGGCUUCCUUCUGUCAAUUAGGUUAGUAUUGUGGAGUAACUACAAUGUUGUUGAUCUAUCCUCAGUUUUCUCCUAUCACAGCCAUUCAACUCUGAGCGGUUUUCUUCCUCUACGGCAACUGAGUUAGGAAGGACGCUUGCAUCUUUUGUAUUGACUGGGUGUAUUGAUACACCAUCCAAAGUGUAAUUCAUAACUUCACCAUGCUCAAAGGGAUAUUCAAUGUCUGCUUCUUUUUACCAAUCUGCCCUUCUUUGCGAGGCAUUGGAAAACUUCCCUGGUCUUUCUGGUUGAAUCUGUGCUUGAAAUUCACUGCUCGACUGACGGACCUUACAUAUAAUUGUGUGUGUAGGGUACAGAGAUGAGGUAGUCAUUCAAAAAUCAUGUUAAACACUAUUAUUGCACACAGAGUGAGUUCAUGCAACUUAUUAUGUGACUUGUUAAGCACAUUUUUACACCUGAACGUAUUUAGGCUUGCCAUUACAAAGGAGUUGAAAACGUAUUAACUCAAGACAUUUCAGCUUUUAAUUUUUAAUUAAUUGGUAAAAACCCAACGAACCAUCCAAUGAUGGGAUUUACAAAUAAAUUAUCUGGGCUCCAAAAAGGACUGAUCUCUAUAAUAUAUAAACAACAUUUGGAAAGUUCAUAUUCUGGGCUAGCCAUUAAAAAAGUAUGGUCCACAGAUCUAAGAGAAUCUGAAUAACCCUUUAACUGGAACAGAAUAUGGAAAAAUAUGACCUUGGCAUCCUGUAAUCUGAACCAUCAAUUUAUACAUUCUAAGUUUGUUCACAGACUGUAUUUAACACCAAAGAAAAGUUUGAUGAUGACAUUUCCCCCAACUCCCAACUGUUCACUGUGUCCCCUAAAUCAGGUAGGCACAUUCCUUCAUUUGAUGUUGGAGUGCCCUGCAGUUAAAUGCUUCUGGGACAAAGUUACAAAAUUAAUUUUGAAGUGCAUGAAUGUAAAUAUUCAAUGCGUUGCAUCUACUAUGUUACUUAAUGAUGAUAGCUCCUUGAAUCUCUCAAUCAAUCACAGAUGAUUACUGCUGGCAGGCAGCACUUCAGCAAAAAAAGAUGCUGGCUCUUAGAUGGAAAACACCCCGCUCUUUCACAAUUCGCCAGUGGAUACAGUUACUAUUAGAAGUCAUAACAUUAGAAUUAUCGACAGCGAGAAUUUAUGGUUCUAGUCAAGGAACAAUUGAGGCCUGGACAAAUAUACUUGACUCUGUAAAGGGGGGGGGGGGUGGGGGGGGGGGGGUGGACUGACAACCAACCCGUGUUGCUAGGCGGGGUGGUAAGGGGUGGAAAACAUGGUUUAAUUGACAUUUAGUAAAGAUGUGUAUGUAUUAUUUAUGCUCUACAUACAGUAUACUGUACAUUGUCUGUGUAUGUGUGUCGUCAUCUGACAGAACCCACUCAGCCAGCUAAUGUGGCUGCUGAGGUGACUGUUCAGGCCAGCCCUGAGCGACCACAUAGGCCUAUGGUUGAGAAGCCUCGCAGGCCCAGUGUGGAGAGGGAGAUGAAGAAUAGCCCAGAGAAGGCAGGGAAGUCUCCUCCACCACCCCCACCACGGAGGUUCUUCCCUUCACCGUCAGGCCCAGGGCUGACCACAGGGAGGUCUGGAGAAGUCAUCUUUACUACCAGGAAGGAAGCCGCCACCGCACAGGUGUGUGACUCAUUUGUUCGGCAGUAUCACUAGUCAAGCAGCAAUCCCAGACAGGAUAACCUCAUAAUAUUUGUAACACUGCCAGUCAAAUGGCUGUCUUUAGUAAGAUGUAUGCACACAUGACUGUAAGUCGCUUUGGAUAAAAGCGUCUGCUAAAUGGCUUAUUAUUAUUAUUAGUAGUAGUAGUGUAUGCACACAUGACCUAGUGGGGGAUACAGUGCCAAUUUAUCCAAGCCACUUUUGCUCUGUCAAGUUUUCCGGUGUCCAAGUCAGUGUUUCGCUAUCCCCUUCAGGAUGAUGAAGAGGAGGUGGUCCCUCAACCCAGUCCCAAACCCACCAGACAGCCCCCAGAUGUCAAGCCCAAGCCCCAAACCACUCCUGUUUCCACAGCCUCAGCUGAGACAGAGGAAAAGGAGGACGAAGAAGAAGAGGAUGAUGAUGAUGAGGAGGAGGAUCAAUUCAUGAAGGAACUACAGGUAAAUAAACACUGUCAGAUGAAUACCACAAAUAUGUACAAAGCAUUUGUCCAUUUUUAACCUUUUAACAUAAACAGUAGCACUAUUGUACGUGAUAUUAUCUUACAUGCAUUACUACUAAAACCUCAUGAAAAUGUGUUUAUGUCGCCCUCUGUUGUUCAAAGGAAGAAUGGGUUUUGUCUGUGUGAACAAGAAUAUGCCCAGCCAAAUACAUCAGUUAGUGUGAUAUUUAACUCAGUCUUUGUUGUACAGCCACCGAGCCCUUGUCAUGAUAUACGAUCUGGAAUCUGUGAUCUAAUCAGUGCACUUUGACCUCUUCAGGUGUUUCAGAAGUGCACUCUUAGAGAUGUAAGCAUGAAGUGUGACAUAGACCUUACAAGCACUGCAUCCCAAGUCAGACAGAUAGAGCCAGAGCUCUCCCUCACACCCAAAGACCCAAAGGUAACAGAUGUGGUGCCCUUUUACUAACCCGCUUUGUGUGGUGUGCCCAUGGUCUGACCUUAGGCCUGCACUCACUGCUUAUCUGGCCUCUAACACUAAUCUGAUCUGGGGCCUGCCUGUCUGUGCUUACAGCUUAAUCAGACUCUGAAUCUGGUCUGAGCUUGGAUCUAAAGCUUGCUUUUGAUUGAAUGUGCUUCUGAACACUGGUCUGACUGCCACUCAGUGCUUGGAUAUUAGUAUUGGAAUGGCCUGGGGGCCGGAGGUUUGGUGUUUCCUCUGGUGUUUCCUGUCUGUCAUGUUAUCAAUGCCUUUCAGAGAAUUGGCUGAUGUCUCAUAUAAAAGGUGUAUGGUGUCUCUUGGUGUUGGAAAAUGUUUGCUCUUGAUUUCCAAAUGUGAUGUUAUCUUCAAUGAAUUUCCAUUUCCUUCCACUCUGAGAUUGCGGACUUAUCAUUCACACUGUGCAGUGUUCUUGCCUGGCUCUGUGAAUGAAUCUGCAUCUGAUAUUUUGUAGCAUAUCUCUCUUAUCACAUUGUGCUUGACUCUAUUUCCCUCAGUUCUCUAAGCAUGCUUUCUUGGCUGCCAUGCCUGGUCUCUCUCUUGGCUGCCAUGGCUGUAAAUUGAAGUGUAAACUGUACUCAAAGAGCUGUUGUGCAAUGAUGUUAUUCCCUAAACUGUCCUAGCAGAGUCAGGAGAACAAGGGUAAAGAGAAAAGUGUGCUCAACACUGAUGAAAACAGAUUUGACACUGUUCCAAAGAGUCCCAGGGUAAGUCUUAACUCCCCCAUAUAACCCAUGUUCCUCAGUCAGAAUACAGUAUAUACAGUAUAUUGUGUAUUUGUGAUAUUGAUAGCUAUUUCCCUGAUUUUUUUUUCCAGGUCAUGUAUUAUGUCACAGGACAGCUAUCCAAUGAGAAGCCUCCAUCGGGAAAAACAGACCAAUCGGAAGGCAGGGAGGGAACAGUGUCCCCCUCACAGGUGGCAGACACAAAUACAUUUGACUCCCAGCAGCCAGAGUUACUAAUAGCAGACAGGUCACCUCUAGUAUCAUGUAACUCAGUGCUGGAAAGCCAAGAUUGUCCUCCUAAUACACAGAAGAUAGCAGUUGGAGAAGAUAGUGAGAAGGAGAGCCUCGUAGAUGAGAAUGUCCGGAAGGAUCCUGUUCAGAGUCAGAAAGUGAGGGUAGUUGAACCUGUGUCUCCUCCAAUACCUGCAGAGAAGCAGGACAUAUCUGAAGCCUCUCAACAAGACUGUUAUCUUACUAACAGUAUACCAUCAUCAUCUUCGUCAACAUCACAACCACCAUAUUCACCAGCAUCACUACCACCACCACCAUCAUCUUCACCACCACCAGUACCAGUAAUCAAGUCUGUGACUAGUACAGGCCAGGAGGUUUCAGGUAAUCCAGGGUCUCCUCCACCAGAGAGCAGGGGCCUGGAUGACAGCCAGAGCCCGCAGGUAGUGUUGAGGUCCUCCAGAGGAAGAGCACCACGGUAUGUAGAGGAGGGCAGCAGCCUGAGCCCUGACCUCCCAGACGAGGAGGGCCCUCCUCCCCCUGAGAACAUCUCCUUCAUGAUGAUCACCAGCAACAGAGUGCAGGCUCUGUCCGCUGGGGAGUACCAGGAGAUAGUGAAUGGUACCAACGUGUCCGAGGUUCAGACCGUCAAUGUGGGGAACGACACCACCAGUAUCAGCCAGGAGCACUGUGGCUUCGACAGGAAGCCUGUGAUCAUCAUAUUCGACGAGCCCAUGGACAUCCGGUCGGCCUACAAGCGUAUGUCCACCAUCUUUGAGUGUGAAGAGGAGCUGGAUAGGCUACUGCACCAGCAGAGCAUCAAGGAGGAAGCAGAGGAGGCAGCGUCAGAGAAGAGUGUACCUCAGGUAAAGCCUAACACUGAACUACAUCAGGCAAACAAGACAGCAGUGACAGAAAACACUGCAAGCGGUCACAAUAAUACUCCUGCUGUGGUUGCGCAACAGAAGAGUACAGCAGAGUGCUCAUCGCCAGAACAGUCUAAAACAGAGCCCUCAAACAGCAGCAAACCAGAGACCAAAAAGAAGUUCAAAUUCAAGUUCCCCAAAAAUAAGUUGGCGGCCAUCAGCCAAGCGAUUCGCACUGGGACCAAAACAGGCAGGAAGACGCUCCAGGUGGUGGUCUAUGAGGACAAGGAGGAGUGGGACGGACACAUGAAGGAGACCGAAAGGUUUGAGAUCAACAGCAGUAGCAUACACCAAACUGACUCCAGUCACCUCACCACUGUGAAUAACAUCACAUCACCAAGCACUCUCACCCAGUCAAACUCUAAACGCAGGACAGAGGAGAUCUGUAAGAAUGCCUACGAGUCCAUAACCAGUCUAGAGGAGACCAUUAAACAGCUGGAGAUCACUGUGGACAAUAUAAGCCCCACAGCGCCUAAGACAGACUCCUGUGAAGAGUCUCCAGCCGCUGUGAAACCCAAACGAGAGAGGGAGGGCAGUCCCUCCAAGAGGCCUGCCCCUCCUCAGGUCUCGAAGUCCCUGAAGCAUCCUCAGAGUAAGAAGUCCAAACCACAGCUUCCCAGGCCAUCCAUCACAAGCAGCUCCAAGAAACAGGUCUCUCUUAAAGCUCCUUCCCCCUAACGCUGCACUGGUGGCUGGGUCCCUCUGAGGGCUGGGCUGGUGGCUGGGUCCCUUCUCUCCCUCUAACCACAACAGAUUAACAGGUUUUUCAGGUGCUGCUGGGGUACAGCUGGGAUCUACCUCUGCUUAUAAGCUGUCUUUGUGGUGUCAGCUGACAUGAUUGUUGUCCUUUGGGAUCUGGGUUGCUAUGACGUGUGUUUGUCUCCUAAUUGUGGACUUUGAACUGUGCACUUUGUCUGGUUCAAAGUGACUGGCUUUAAAAUGACUGGCUUUAUAUUGUGGUUGUGGUUCCGUUGUGCAUGCUCUGUUCUCAGUGUUGGUGCAGGUUGGUCAGUGGUUGCUGAACUUAGAAAAAAAAUUAGGACCCCUAACUUGACUCACCAGCUCUCUACAUAUACCCAAAGCCUGUAUCAACGGCAAUAUAAUGUUAUAACUUUAUGAGAAAAUCUCUGGCAUACCUCAACACCAUAAAUAAAUCUUCUUUGUUAUUAACCAUCAAUUACAAGGGUGCUAAUUUAUCCUCAACUGAUAGUAAAAUAACUUAAUUAGCUUUUACUAAUAAUGUCCAAACAGCAUGUGAAACUGUAAGUGCAAAAUAAAAAAAAGAAUACAGCUGAACACAAAAUCCCCCAUAACAGUCUCAGACUACCCCCUGGAGCUGGUACCCCUACUAGGACCUCCGUUUGGGAAACACAGAUCUACUGGAAGCAUACUGCCAUCUUAUCUCUGGAUACAUGUCUUUUUGGUUGUUGUUGCUUUGGCUCUUAGGUGUUUUCACAAUCCGUCCUGAAUAUAUGACUUUUAUGUUUAUUUUUGUCUGUUUGAAUAUUUACAGAAUACCAGUGGCUCUCCUUCUUCGAAUCGGAUGUCUCUUUCUGUGUCUGCAAAGUCCUGGCAGCAACCAGCUGGGUCAGCUGACAAACCAGGAGGAAAAACUCAGAAGCUCCAGGCCAAUCAGAAGCAGUUUCCACAGGUAGUUUUACUAUAAGAUGGCCUGUGUUAGGAAGUAUUGGAGCAACUACUUUCAUGAUUUCGAGAGGUUUACGUGAAGCAUUGGAAACUACAAUAAUAGGAUAUGUGUGUUGAAUCCACUCACUCUCUGUCUUGUUCUCCUAUGUCUUCAAGACCUUUUGACUGUUACCAUCUGUACCCUCUUCUUCACCUCCAUAUGCUCACCAUGUAACUGUAAUUCACUUGGAGAUGGAGGCAAGGAUAGAAGAUUUGCAAGGAUAUAUUCACUUCAGUUUUUUAACAUCUCCAACCUUAAACUAAAUCAACUAAACUAAACCUAUUUUCAAACUAAACUCACCCAGUGUCAGCUGUCCAAGUAUUCUUUAACCCUCUUUAUCUCGCCCUGAGAAGCAUGAUAUUUAUGUCAUAAACAUUGCAUGUGCGUGAUGAGUUAGUGCAUUGAAUUAGUGAAUUACUGGGCAUCAUUAACCCUUUAGAUCAUUUCCAGACUUCAUAUUUUCUAUUAAUCAUCUAUAAUUAGUGUAUUUUAGUGCCAUCUGUUUGCUUUCUAACAUGAUGCUUAUUUAUCUUUGUAUAAUAACCCUUAUUUUGCCUUUCUUGACAUUCCAUAUCUCCCGCCAUCUUUGUUUCGCAGGCUAACAGAAGUGCUAAGAAAGCUGGUGGGGAUAGUAACCAUUAUUUCCUUGCUUUACCUGCUUCUAAGAUCCCAGCCUUUUGUCAUAGCUCUGGAAAAAAUAUGCCAUCGCCCGGUUCAAACUCUGUGUCUAACCCUAUUAAAUCACCUUCCUCCUCCCCGUCCUCCUCACACAAGUCUUUCAUCCCGUCUCUUAAUCUGAGUCGUCUCAUCCCUCCUAGUCCUUCUCUCAAUAACAGACGUCAAAAUCUUUCCCUCUCAUCACAAACCCAAAAUGGCCGACCCAGCCCUUUCUCUUACUGCUCAUCUUCCUCUUCCUCCUCCACCUCCCCCUCUUCCAACUCCUCCUCUUUGUCCCCCACAUCCACGUCUUCCACCUCCUCCUCCCCUCCCUCUCCCGCCCUCCUCUCCCCAACUGCCAUGAGUCAAGGUGCGAGGAGUAUCCACCGCAUUGCACAUAUACCCAGCUUCACCGGUCACAAGAUGCAA
Molecule: messenger RNA, 71830 nt
Organism: Coregonus sp. 'balchen'
Lineage: Eukaryota; Metazoa; Chordata; Actinopteri; Salmoniformes; Salmonidae
Source: the annotation of a GenBank genome assembly